AAAAAAGACAUAAAUCCACCUGGGAGCACGAGGAAUCCCUAAUUUAUACCCAUCAAGUCAGAGAGGGAGGGGAGCGAAUGGAAAGGUAAUCUCUGUUAUUUACUCUCUCUGACCGCCGACCUUUGCUCCAACAUUCCUCAACAGUGAUUUGUGGAUGUUAAGGAGCUUUAGCCUGUUAUAUUUUAUCUCAUACACCACAUGUUCAUGUCUUACACAACACCAAACAGACUGUUUUGGGGCUACCUUUCUUUGUUUGUGUGGACUUUGGUCACAUUGAAUUGAAAUUUCAGUAUUUAACUGCCUCCACUUGUCUGGUGUUCUAAUGGCAGGUCACAGGUAAUGUUAAAUCUGUAACAACACAGAAGAGACAUUUUUCACCAUCUUUUUGCCUGCAUUAUUUAAAAUUUAAUCAGCAGUUUAACUAUUUGUCCUUUUUUUCUUCUAGCUCCCGUGUGUCUCUGCAGGUGGAUCAGAGAAGAAGAGGAAGAGCAGUAAGAUGGCACUUCAGUGAGAUUAGAGGUCGAGUAACCUGUUUAAUAAGGUCAGUGGCAUGACACUAGCACAAUAAGACAGUAGGCAUGUCAGAUACUUGUGGAGAUAACGGUACAGGGUUUAGUGUUGGAUUUACAGCUUGGAUGAGGCAGUGAGUAAAUAGCUGAAGAUUGGUUCUUUAUUCUGCACUCUUUGAAUAAAACUCAUCUUUAUCUUUCAGUACUAAAAACCAGGCUGCAAAGGUGCCACAGUUAUUCAGAUUUCACCGCAAUAUGCUAUUUUAAGAUCAAAUUUUGUUGACGCAAUUUGGUGCUAAAUUAGUUUCUCUAGCCCAUUUACAAGCAAAUAGAAAUUAAAGACCAAAAUUCCUUACUUUGGAUAAUCUCUCGAUAAAUGUAUGUAUUUAUGUAAGAUGAUAUGUAAAGAUGUAGUACACUUUACCUGCCCCCAUAACUCAGUGAAAAUUUACAGACUGUGGAUGAUUUUGUAUCAUCCUUUUGAAAGAGAUGUUACUUGAUCUAAAACAAAAGCUCUUUCUGUUGUCUUUUUACAGUGAAACAUCACUCACUGUGAAUAUUUGCUUAAGGAAAUUAACAGAGGCUGUUUCUUCAGCAUGGCAGUUACAGGCAUCAAAAACUACUAUGUACACACAGUCAGUCUUCUCGAAGAUGAUACUAUUUGCUUUUGAGCGUUAGAGAUGCCUCUGUUUUUUUUCAGUCAGUUUCAUCACCAAUCAAAAACUCAUCACAGACGCUUUCGUUGAUUUUUUUUUAAAUUAAAUAGUAAAUAAUUAAAUGUUAUCAGUAAAUGUCAGUAAAGCUAUGAAUCAUGACAUCAUCUCCUCCCUUUUAACACAAAGUAAUCAAUUAAUUAAAACUAAAUCUAUCCAAAAAUUAAUACUUGCACAUAUAAAACCCUGCUAAAAUUAUAGAAGCUCCAGUCUGAUGCCUGGGCUUUAGAAAAUAUCACUAUCACAAUAUAUCAGCGCAAUUCAAGGUGAUGUUUUGGCUUCACUUUCUACAAGAGGAGACAGACGCAUGGUGUUCAUUUUAAUGUACAGUAAACAAUGACCACCAGGCUGUAAGAGGUGCUAAUAUUAUGAUGUGAAAUUGCCUAAGUAAAUACUCAACCACACUAUAUUUUAUUAUGAAUCAGACUUUAAAUCAAAACACUGAAACAAAUAUGAUAGUUUUAUGGGAUGUUAAUCAUAAUAGCUGGAUGGUCUAUGAAACUUUUCAAGUCAAGGUACGUUAAGGACUGCAAUGUAAAUGGAUUAGGGGAGAGUGGGGUAAGUUGAGCUGAGAUUGUUAAAGAAAUUGAUCAUGUGACCAAAUAUUUAGGAGAUGGGCAUCAAUUCAUGGAGUCUGUGAAGGUUAGAAGCACAUGGGUGAAGGGGUUAGACAUUUAUUUCCAAAAUAGAACAUUUUUCACUCUUGAAAGUGAAUUUAGUCCGUCAUUAUUUUGAUUAGAAUUGUGUUCAGACCAGAAAAGAUCAUUUUAAAUUUGUUUUAUACAUCAAUUGUGGUAUCUAUGAGCUACAACAUCAGGUCAAAAACCUAGAAUAAAAGUCCACCAUUUUAGCUUAGAGGACUAAUAAAGUCAUAUUAGUAGUUCAGGCGUAACUGAGAAAGUAAAGGAGUCUGAUGAGAGGAUCAGAGUUUCAGUUCAGAUUGUUGAAAUGUUUUACUUUUUCUUUUCAAAAAUACAGCUGUGAAUGUUCUGAAUCACUUAAAGACAUUCUCAUGUUAAAAUGACUUUUUAAGUGACUGUUAUUUAGGGAGAGAGAACGUGAGGAAGGAAGGUGGAGAGUGGUGGGGUAGUAGGGAUACGGCUCAACUUACCCCGCUCCUAUGGUCAACUUACCUCAUACAUGGGGUAAGUUGACCAUAGGAGACCACUUUUUUUGGCAUGCUAUAUUAUCAAGACAGUUCUGUUUACACUCAAUCUGUUGGUUUGCAGGGAUGAACAACAUCCUGAAAUAUAUGCAGAUACACCAUUUAGAGACAAAACUAUGAUUGACUUGAUGUAGUGAUCUGAAAUAUGGAAAAUGGCUCAUCUUACCCCGCUCUCCUCUAUUAGGGAAACAUAAAAACAUUCAUCAGUCUAUUACCUUUUGUAUUUUCUAAAAGAUAAAGCUGAAGAAGAAAAAAAUGAAGAAUUAAAGAUCAGGCAAGAGAGCAUAUUUUAACUUUACAAAGAGUAUUUUUUGUGACAAAAUAUGAGCACAUCUGCACAAUAGUCGUGUAAUAUCUUACGUUAUAAACAUUGUAAUGACAGUGAGCUAAACCGGAAUUUCCCAUUUUCACAUAAUACAGCAAAAUUUUAAAAGUGAUGUGAUUCUGAUCUUUCUUUUUUUUGUCCUCUGUGUCUCACCAUCACUCACUCACCGCCUCAGCCUCUCUGUCAGCCUUCCUCAAGGUUACUUUAGUUCAUAGGGAGUGUCUUAUUGUACCACGUGAUGUGGUGAAUGCAAAGUUACUCUGUGUCAAAGCUUUGCGCAGCUGCAGGGACGCUAAAAGGCUGCAUGGCGUGAUGUAGCGUGGACCAAAAUAACACAUCAGCUUAUUUUGCAAUAAACCAAUAUGUGUAACAUCAAGGCCUACACAACAGGCAGGUCAAUCAUAUACAGAUUUAAGCUUUACAUACAUGCGCACUGAUGCUCAUUUUAUACCUGAUUUAAAGAAGAAAUGUUUAAACCAUAAAUAUAAGAUAAACAAGACACUUAAAUGCAUAUAUCCCACGAUUACUUGGGAGAAUUAAAUGAAUGCAAAUGCAUCCCUAGAAGAGUCUACAUCCUCAGUAACCUUGGCGUCGAUCGCAUCUUCCGUCCGACCUGUAAGCCCUCUCAUUUCAGCAGGGGUGUCUGCCAUUGCGCAGCAGCCAACUGGGUGAAGGAGGACACUCCAGGAGGCGGAAGGAUGCUUCAGUAGGGCCCGGGUGUCGAGGUCUGUUUCUCCAGUCAGCACGUUCCUGUAGAAGCCUGCUGGACAUCGCCAUCCCCCUGCCCAGCUCCCCCACUGUGGUCCGUCUCAGAUAUAUUGUCGCCCCCCCCUCCUUAAUCUCCCAGAUUGUCGGCGACUUGCUGCAGUCAAUGCUGCAGUUUUGAGCCGCUUCUGCACCGGCACAACUGACUCAAUGAGAAAGACAUGCUCGCAUUCGUUUUGGUCUCUGGGUCGCUCUGGAUUAUAUUAGGUGAGUUGUAUUUUUUUCAUGUAUUAUUCCUCCUUUCAUUCAUUUUUCCUCUUUAGCAUCGCUGCUCUGGGAUUUGUCGACAAUGCACCUGCCACACAGGGGCUGAGGCGCAUUGUGUCAUGCCGGCUUUUUCAUUCAUUAGCGUGGGGCUGUGCCAUUUCUUCCCCCUUCUUCUUCCUCUUUUUUUUACGUGAACUGUUUCGUUUGUUGUGUUUAAUCCUCAUAGUGUUGCUGCUGCUGCUGCAGUUGGCGCUUUGCCUGUGCCGUGACGCCGGUGACAUUUUUAAUUUUCUCAGACUACACGUGCAUGAACGCAGCCUCAGUGCAAACCAGGAGUGUGCUAUCUCAUCUCAGCUGACUUCAACUUCAAUCACAGUGAUUCACUUUACACUUUAAAGAUGAUGAAAGGUACAUUUUAGGAUGGAUUUGGGUUACCUUUCAUCAGGUAGCCAGAGUGCAGCUGAAUGCAUGUGGGUCACUGCGGAUCAGUGGUUUUAUUCCACUGUGUCCAAGUGUGUGUUUGACUUUAAAACACCCCUUAAAGACAGAGUUGAUCAAACUGAACGACAGAUAGCACGAAAGAGUGUGCAUUUGAGGCUGACAGCUGCAAAGGUCGUAUGACAUUGUACGCGGAAACCGGACACACGUCAUUUAGAAACCCUCAUUUGGGGACAUCCUGUCCUUUUACGCGCAGCCGCUGUGGCGCCGCUUUCCUCUCCUUUUUAAAAUCUACAUUUAAACACGCAAAUUCAAAAUUAACGUGCUGUUUUAGUAGGAUGCCGGUUGAUACAGUCAUUAUUUUGUCAGUGAUGUCCUCCGCCAUGCCUUCGUGAUGGAGGGAGGAGGGAGGAUGAGGAAGGAUGAGGAAGGUAUGACGCGCUUCGAAUACGCGCAGCUGAUUGGACGGGAGCUGUCCAGGAGAGAGCGGUGCUGAAAUCCUGCGGCCUACCGGUAAAACUAGACGGAGAACACAGCGUGCUCCGGUUCAACGACACCACCCAAGACCCGAAACGAUAUUAAGAAACACGGCCAGCUUUCUUUGAGACACGUUUCCAAAACAAUCCAGCUCCAUCUUUAUUCAGCAGCAGAGUAAAAGAGCAGAUUAGCCCUUUAAUAGAUAGAUAGAUAGAUAGAUAGAUAGAUAGAUAGAUAGAUAGAUAGAUAGAUAGAUAGAUAGAUAGAUAGAUAGAUAGAUAGAUAGAUAGAUAGAUAGAUACCGAAGAAAUUUCAAGGACUGUGCUCAGCAUUCUUAUACAAACAACAAUACAAUAGAUACAAAUUUAAAAGUGAAUAGAGGAAAGGUAAGAAUAAAUGUGAAUAUAAAGUGUUUGUCAUGUAAUAUAUAUGAUUAAUACAUAAUGGUAAUACAUAUGAUCAUACAUAUAAUGCCUGAAACCACAAAUUAUGGUCGGAAAAUUCAAUUUUUUUGGAUCUGAAACGUUUCUUACACUUACUACUGAAAACUAAAAAGAUCAAAAUGUCCUUAAAUUUUUACAAAUAUAUUUAUUUAUCUUGUUUGACACAUCAGAUGUUUUUGGAAACUGAUGAACCACAAGAGGACAUUUUUAUCAUUUAUCGGACUGUGUUAAGGUGUUGUUUUUAGUAAUUUGUUGAUUGUAUUGAUUGAUAGAAGUAUUAUAAAAGUAUGUAUCAAAUAUAAUACAAAAGGCAAUGAAGAGGUUUUUGCCUUCCCUCCAUUAUCUAUUGAAAAAUAUUGAAUCUUGAUGAACAUUUCUCUAAUAAUUAACAUAAACACACCAGGGUUCUGUGGCUCUAUUUACCUGCGUUUCAGGAGCAGCUGGAGCGCAUGGUUACUAUGUGACAAACGAGCGUUAACAGUUGGGAUCCUGUCUGCUGCAUUAAUAUUAAAACGUGCCGUUACAGGGCUGCAGGUGUUGCAUAUUUAAUAACUGUGUCAGCCAAUCAGAAGUGAGGCCCAAAAUAGUUUAAAAUGGACUGAAUUGUUAAGUUUAAAAAUAUCCGCCCAGUGGAAGCUAAAUGGAGUCCCACAGGGAUAUCCAUGACACCUCUGACCUGUCAUUACAUCCCAACACCCUGCUGCUCCAGCUCCAUAUAAAUAAUUCAUUUUAAUCACCAUCUAGUGCAGCAGCACACAGCGUGGGUAAACCUAUUCUUUUUCCCCUCCUCAAUAUUUCAUUCAGAGGAUGAUAGUGGUUUUGUCCCUCCCUUUGGUACAAUAAAACCAAUGUUACUCCUCAUAUUAACUGCAGGAGAGGGAUAAAUCGUCAGUGUCUGAGUCUUACAGAUGACAUAUUUCCAUUCUGUCUUAUUUGUCUGGUUUCAAAACUUCCAGCAUGACAGAGGGAGGGAGCCAGAGGGAUUAUGAAAAUGUUGAAAACCUACAAAUUAAAGACACACUGGUUGACUGCACAAUAUGACAGAAUAAGUGCUGAGUGUUAAGUCCUGCCUGCUGUGCAAUGAAUGUCUGUCACUGUGCACUUGGACUAAGUUCAAGAAGUUAUGAGGCAAAUAUAGAUUUUUCGAAAUCCUGGGACAGACAAUAUGGUAUAACGAUAUAGAAAAGCUGUGAUAUUAAAGCUUUUCUUUCCAAAGUCUCAGCCUUUGGGGUAAUCAAUAACAUCAGCCAGUCUUCCUCCUCUCAGACCCACAGGGCAGCCUUCCCUCUGAGUGGCUUUUUGCUGUUUCAGCAUUCAGAGUCUCCUCUUCCUCAUGCAGUUGGAUGCUGAGCAGUAAUGGCUCAACGUAGAGUGCUGAAGCGGGACGGUCGGGCCAUAACGCGCUCAAGUAGUUUUCCAAUAAGUCAGUCCUCGCAGUAAUGCGUAUUGUCUCCGUCUGGUGCUAUUCCUCUGGGUGAGUUUACCUUUUUAUUAUUGUAAACCCACAAAUCUUAAAUCUUGGGUUAAAAAUGAUUUGAAUAGACUUCUCUUUUGGAAAUUUAAGCAAAAUUAACAAUUAAAAGAGCAAUUAUUCGUAAAACUGGCCUAAACAUGAGCCUGUUUGUCUUAAAUCACAAAAAGGUAGCAACGCUCACAAAGGUCUGUUGAUAGUAAUCCAAAUUAUGGUGUUGCAAAGAACAUAUAUUCAGAAUUAAUGUCUGUUUACUGAAAAAAAUCCACCAGGACCCUUAUUGAUCAUACUGUGGCCCUCAGUGGGCUCUCACCCCCCAGGUUGGGCUCCACAGACACUCCUUCAUGCUGGCUUUCAUAGUCAAAUCAAACUGGGUGCAGCUUCCUUUUGUGUAGUUGAGAGUAUUUUGUUUAAAUAUGAUCCCAACAGUGUAAACACAGACGUUUAUUUGCAUGCAUGUGUGUGUGUGUGUGUGUGUGUCACUGGGCCAGUGUGUGUAUCAUUGAGUCAAGGAGAAGAUGAGUGCUGUGUGUUAAGGUAGGGGGAGGGUGUCAGAGGAAGAGAAAGAGAGGAAGAGAGAGAGUGUGGUAGGGAGGGGCAGGUGGGUGUGGUGAGGCAGCGCAGCGUCUGUCGAGCUGAGGGUGGUGUGAUACGGAGGCCAGCGAGGCCCAAACUAGACCAAAAUGCAAUCUCGCUUUUCCCCUCAGCUUAAUCUGGCCGGUGGCAAUGGGAAGGUAAUCACUAGUUUGCACAAGGUGAUGUGAUAUCCGCCUGAGGCCCCUUGGCACAACACACAUUUACACUCACACACCUAGACACACAUGUACACAGACCUAGAUCACACUUCACCGGCUGCCUGGCUGCCUCAGACGCUUUUGUAAGUGCUGCAUCAUUGACCACAGCUGCUGUAACCCUCCUGAAAUGCAAUUACACUUCUAGGCUUUUGCAUAUUUUGCAUUUUUAUCUUCUUUCUUUGUGUGUCUCUCCUCACUGUAAACCAAUUUAUCAAUUAUUUAUGUGUAGGUAACCUGUCACCCCCUAUUCAGCUUUAGUAUUUGUGUUUUCUGCAGCAUGUACCUGGUCAUUUUUUCUGAAUGAUGCCUGUAAUUACUUGUUGUGAUGAGUCUGGCUGCACUUUAUGCGUAAGAUUUGAUGCUGGCUGUGCAUGUGUGUUUCAGUGUCAGUGUAGUUUGACUCUUCUUCGAGAUCCUGACUGAAAAGUUAAGGAGUUUCUUGACAGAGAAGAUGAAAAAGCAUUAAAAGAAAAGUAGAAGGCAGAGCAGGGCAUCUUUAAAUAGAGUGCAGUAGUGAGGUUAUUACUGGUCAUCUGUCUCCAAGCUAAUAGGCUGUAAUCUCCCCACGUUGGACUCUAAUCAUUGGUGACGGCCCUCGGAUGGUCUGAUGGGGCGGGACUUGAGGAAGGAAGGGUUGCCUCUCUUCCACUUUAAGCCUCAGAGGUCACAGGAAGUCCAGCUGGCCCAUUCACCAGCUCUCAUCUCUGCAGAGUUUCUGCACCAUGACCUCUGAGAAGUGGUGUUUCUAAAAGAGGAGGAGGAAGUAUAUAGGUGAAGUAGAUAAGAAGCUGCUGCAUUAACCUCAGUGCAGCAGUGCUUCAAUACAAAAUCAUUAUUGUGACACAUGCUCAUUUCAGUGUUAACUGUGCUUGUUUUAAUGGGCUGCAGCGUGGGGAUCUUUCACAGGUCCUCAGGAGGGUGACGAUUCAGAGGCACUUUAGAUGAGCGGUUUGUGGGAACAUAACGUAGAGUCUGAGGUCAGCCAAAGUCCCUUUCCAAAACGCUGCCACUUCUGGAUCAUAUUGAGCUGUUUCUGAGAGAGAAAGCAGCUGGAAAUAAUCUUUUUCACCAGUGGAUCUUUCUUCAUUCAAGAGUCUCAUUUGAAUUCAGUUCCUCUUCCACUUUUAUGGGAGUUUUUAAGCUCUAGGAUCUUCAAAUGAUGUAACUGAAUUUAUUCACUCUUUUAUCUCCAGCUAGUUCAAGUUAGUUCAGACUAAUGUGCCAAUAUUUACCGGAGACACUGAAAUAUUUAACCUGACUCUGAAGAUAAGGCUGCUGAGGUCCAGUUGAACAUCCUCCAGCAGGAGACCCACUGAGCAAUAGAUGACUAUUAGACAUCUAGUUUAUUUUUUAGACCUAAUUUCAACCGUCUAGAUUCUGUAUAUUUAUAGACAGAAUUUAGACAUUGCACUUUAACCUAUAAUUCAAUAUCUACUUAUUUUAAAAAGCAACUGUGAGUUGAAUAACUGAUCUCCAAGUACUCAACCAGCAAUAUACAGUGUAGUAUAGAUAUAGCCCAGAUUUAGAUUUAGUCUAAACUAAGACGUCUAAAAAACUUUCAUUUUUAGACCUGUAGUAGCCUGAUUUUAGACCAGUCGUCUAGGCUACAUUUAGACAUCUAUUGGACCUCUUUUAGACCAAAAAAAUGCUCAGUGGGGAAGAAGUUCAAAUGUUUAUUUUUUUGAACCAGAUGUUCAUGCGCAGCGUGUGUUCUGAAAGCUUUCAUAAAGAAACUGAACAGUGAGUUCUACGUUUCCCAUCAGCACAUUAUUUGACUAAGUAAAUCUGUUUGACCUCUACGAAUCCUCCUCCUUAACUCCACAUGGAGCAAUGUGGCAAAACUUUGAGGAACAUCAUUUUCAUUCAUCUGUAUCGUCAAUCACUUUCAAUCAUGUUGCAUUAGAUAAUUCAGGCUACUACUUUACCAACACAACUCAAUUAAGAUUAUGAUUCAGUGUUAGCUGAUACUCGUCUCCCAGUAUCCAGUCUCACAGCAUUACACUAACGACAGACAUGGUCUCUGAAUUUUUCAAGUCAAAUUGUGGGAAAUUGUGAAAAACUGUGGUAUGGGUGUAAGUGUCCAUCAACAGAAGGGUAGAAAUUUCUCCAAGGAGACAAUAAUUGUUCCGUAUCGUAUUAUAUCUCACUGAAAAAUAAUAAAAGUGAAAUAUAUGUAGGGCGAGAGCUCAGUGACAACUGAACUAGAUAUUCGGGUUUGUGUUUAUUGAUCGCUGAUAAGAAUCAGUUGCUGUUAAAGCAAAACUGAUCAUAGGCUACCUUUUAGCUGUUGAAAUAAAUCAUUUAGGAUAAACCAAUUCAUCUUUAGAUCAACAUUCACGAAUGCGGCUUUACCGGUAACUUAAAAAAGUCGCUUGAGGCAGAGAACAGGUCCUGUAUAUUCGUGUGACACGCCGCUGCUGUUCCAAAGAAGCUCCCACAGUUCAGCGAGGAUUUGGAGCUUUAAUAACAGAGAAAACGCUUCUACAGUGACCAAUGAUUUACACGCACACAUCAGAUGUUUUAUGUGUUAUACACUUUGCGACUGUGAAAUACAUAAAGUACAGUCAACAAAAAUUACAGCUACCUAGCCUCACCUCUUAACCCCAGUGCAGGUAAAACAGCCCCUUAUAUAACCUACUAGCUUUCAAACACACUGCCCACAUGACCCAAACCCAGCGAAACCAAUGGCAACCAGACAAGAUAAUCGAUCAGCAAAGCAACAUUAUGGCUCAGAUUUACGUUAAAAGAUUGAGUAAUAGGCUGUACAGUGUUUGAUGAAGGGAUAGUUCUUUAUGCAAACCAGAAUCUGGACAGGGUGAGCAGGACUAAAUGCAAAGCAAAGGUCUUGUGUCGCCUGCUCACAUACUUUAAUUUUCAUACAUGUUUGUCUAUGAAUUUGAUUUCUGUCUGAGUCACAUUUAAGUGGUUUUUUUUUAUUAUUGUUUUUUUUUUUAUGGUAAAGAUGUAAACUCCCACAGGUCUGCCCAACUUCUCAAAAUCACUAAACCACAUCUUUUGUGUUGUUUUCAAUUAAGAAGUCUUGGCUUUGAAAAAUACAUACCUAGCCUUAGAUGGAUUUAUUGUCUUCCUGUAAAUCUUUCAACCAGAUUCAUGGUUUUAAUCAGUAGAUGGGGCGUUCUCAGUCACUAGGUAACUUAAGGAUUUAUCUUGACAACUGAUCUGACAAGAACAAAUGAGCCAACCACAUUCACAAAUGAAGACGACGAGAUAAAGGAGCUAAAAGUGUAAUAUGCUCGUGUAAAAGCCUUACAUUUUUCCACAGAGACCGUUCACACUCAAGUGUAGUUCACAGAGUUGUACUUGCACUCAGUCUCUCUGUUUCAUAUUGGCAGUUUAGAGCAAAUUAAAACUCUCAGAGCCAAAUUUGCCUCAUUUGUAUUUGUGGUUAUUUAAUGAAUAGGUAAUGAUUUAUGGGAUUGUGGAUUGAUUUCCCCCCAAAAGCCUCUUAUCCUUAAGUAACACAUCAAUCUGUAGCACAAUUUUCUGCAGGGAUAAUGAAGAAAACUCAUUUUUUAAUGGUGUGAUGUGCUCUUAAACUCAAGAGGUAUUUGAGUUCUCAUGCUGAUAAAGGACUCUGCCAACCUGCUGUUUUUGUGUCCCACCAGCUGUAGCAACAAUCUUUGUAGCAGGAACAGGGACUGACUUUAAGACCUGUGUGCGCACGCCUGUGUGUUUGUGUGUGUCCCCGGGGUGCAUUAUUUAGGUUACGAACAGGACAAAGAGUCAGAUACCAAACGGGGCCGUAGAGUAUAAUAUCGAGAGGGUAGUAACAGCUGAGUAAACGAGCGGGUUCAAUCAAAUAUAGAACUCAAACAUUCACCCCUCAAGCAGUGGCGAUCUGAAAGGACAAGAGGAAGACAAUAAAAUAGGUCCAGUUUCAGAGACUGUUUGCAUGGUUGGUGUCGCUUUACAAACACUGACAGCUUGUAGGCUGAGAAUGUGUCCCUUCUUAGCCACCUGUAGUAACUGUUACAGUGAUAUUUGGAAGGACUCAAAUUCUUGUAGAAAGAAUAAAACCAGAUGAGAAAUGACACAUAACAUGAGUCAGCAUUUUUUCAACAAGUGUUUGAUCUUAAUCCAAUCCAAUGCAUCGUGAUGUUCAUUUUCUAAGUGAUAGUCCCGUUAUGGUUUAAACCGAUCAAAAAAUAGAGUUUGCUUUAGGCUGUCGUGGCUCCCUUUGAGUUUGUUUUCAUCCCAGAAAACAAGAUUACAACUCAGGAAUAGAAAACUAGAAGCUCCUGUGAGACUUUCUGUUUGAUUCCUUUUCGGUGCAUAAAGCGUUACCACUCACAUUUUGGCCUAUUUGGUUCAGUACAAGUGCAAAUUAUGUUUUCAUCCUGAUCUUGCGUCCCUUGUUAGUUCCUAAUUUAGCAGAUUUAGAUACUUCCAGUACCUUUUAAUGACCUACAAAAGGAAACAAGACCACCACCAACAAGAUCAUGAUCUGAAAGGGGGUAGGUGUCAGACCAGACGAUUAAGAAAAAAUAGAUUAUUUUAAGCUUUCAAGAACAGUUAUUGGCAGACUGACACAUAUGACUGUAAAAAGUAAACAGUAUGAGUUUUUUAGUGGUGCCAAAAUCAACUAGCAUCCAUAACAGCUCACUCAGGACAUGCACAAGAAAAAAAUGGCUAUAGCUAAGUAGCUGUUUAAUAGACUUAAACUGUUUCUUUAUAAGUACUAUAUAACACGAAGUAAAGUAUAUGUGAACAAAACUUUGGCAGAAUAAGAAGAAGGGAAGAUAAAUCCGUCAUAUCGUUAGGGGUGGGUAUUUUGUCUGGUGAUAUAUUGUAUCGUCUCAUUUACCAAGUAUCAAAUUUUUCAAAUUAACUGUUGAUAUGAAGUCAAACUAUGAUAAUGGAAAAAUAAAAUCAACUGUUUGUCCAGUGAAGUUGGCAGAGGGAACAUCAUGGAGCAGGAGAAAGUUAGUGCAACAUAUAUAGCAGCACCUGGGGAGAGACAUUAGGAGGGCACAAAUGAGAUGGACAUAAGGUUUGCAAGAAGUGCUACAUGAAAAUAAAAUACUGUGUUAAUAAGACAAACAUAAAGGAAAGAAAAAUGCUAAAUUAGCCAAACAGUUGAAAAAAAUUGUAUAAAUCGCAAUAUAUUGUAUCGCAAUACUCACUGUAUUACAAAAUGUUAAAAAACGAAAUAAUAUCAAAUCGUGGGGCCACUAGUAAUUCCAACCCCUACAUAUCGUACAUUUGAAAGGUGGAGAGUUUGUGUUGGUGUGUUACCACACAGGUAAACCAGGAAAUGGCCAGUUGUAACAGCUGAUAGGGGGCAGGUCACCGCGGAGGCAGACCUACUCUUGUCUGUAAAUCUCACCUGGUGUAGGUAGACUGGGACACGGAUAGUAGUUUGGUUUAACUGUGUAAGUCGAUGUAUACUGACUGUGGACAGAGUGAAUCAUGGAUAUUUUUUUCUGUGGAUACCAGCAAUUAGCACUUAAGCAGGACAAGAUCCUUUUGUAUAUUGGAAGGCUCAAUAAUCAAUACUUUCUUUAAUGACAAGGGUUAAGGAAGUUGUUCGAGGUUGGAGUUCGCAGUCAGAGGCCAUCAGAUCCAGCCCGGUCUUCUACUCUGGAUUUAUGUUUUAUACAAAAGGAAACUCACUGUGUUUUUUUUGACAUCCAGGCAGGAAAAUACGAACCAGACCAGAACAAAAAGAGCAAGCACUAAGUCAAGCUGUUAGAUGUUCGCGUUUUUCCUAGAGGCCAAUUACAUGUCUGGCUCCUGCUGCUGUCAGAAAAUUUCAUGGCAGGAUGAUGUGAGCCACCAGCAUGUCUGUACCGACGGUUUCGCUGGUUCAUUUUUACCCUGCAGCCUCCACAUGAGAGUUUGUUUCCUCACAAACAGGUGCCAAGAGUGGGUGUUCAGUUAUGAGUGAGCAGAUUGCUGUCAGCUGUGAGGAUCCACAGAUGUUUUCCCACUACGUUUCAGGAGUUUUAAGGAUCUUUGAGUAGAUGAUUCGGCCCUCUUAAAACCCAGCGUGUUUUUGAAGAGGGGCAAGCUUUUUUUAAGAAACAGAGGUUUAUGAAAGACGGUGCAUCAGUCGUCAUUUUCAUGUGAUUUAUUUUAGGAAAACACUUCAAAACUGUUCAAAGAAGAAAAAACAUCAGUGUGAAAUCCAGAUCUGUAGAUUUCUUGGACUUUAAUAUCUCCAAAGAACCUCGUGCGUGAAAAAAAUAAGUCAUUUUUAUCCCAAAGGUUAAACCCAGUUGUCUGUAUUUAAGCUUUACACGCAGUGGUAUCAGUAGGUUAUGAAGUCUGUCUAUAUUUAGAUCUGUUUGAGUGCUGUUCCCCCUCCCCUGCCUCUCUUUUCAGACACCACCUAAUCCACUGUCACUCCAUCAUCCCCACAGCCCCACCACAUUAGCCAUUGAACACAACACAAAACACAUGCAGCCAGCUACGUCACAUUUAUGUAAUCUGAGCUUCUGCUCGCAGUAUUCCCCCGCUGAUGCAUCCAUGAGUUUAUGAGAGCGGUGUGAGUAACUUCACUUUGAUUACAAAAUCUGCCAAGCAUGCAGAGCAACAAGCAGUGAAAGGAUGUGAAUGAGUGAUAUUUGAGGUCAGGAAACGAUAAAAAGAAGCUUGUAGUGUAGAAUCAGGCCUAAAACCUUGAAUGUAAACGUCAUAUAGAUUAAGAAUAUAUAUAAAAUAAAGAUAAAGAUAAGGAUGCAUUGAUUGAACGAGAUUGAAACAGGUCCAGCGUUAAAGUAAUGACUGUGUCAGAGGACAGAUUUGUUUAUUUUUCUUGGACAUGGCACAGAUGUGUGUGUGUCCUGUCAGCAUGACAUGACAUGGAAACUAACUUGGGAGUGAAUGUCAUAGUGCCCGCCUGCCUGACUGCCUCUCUGCCUGCUGUUUUCUUAUUGAUCUCUCCUUUUAAAACAGUUCAGAUAUACAGAUGCAGCGUGUCAUGGAACAAUAUCAAAGGAGACGAAGGAUAAAUAUGGUAAACUGCACCGAGGGAAGGGAAGUGGGAAAAGGAAAGGGUCAUUAGUAGUCACGUCUGGUGUUUUUUUUUUUUCUUUAUCUUACGCCUAGGCUGUACAAAAAAAAAAAGUGAAGCUUGAAUUCAGCAUUAAGAGAGUAAAACAAACUGGUAUUUCUGCGUGGGCUUAGACAGUGAGGCGCCAAGUAUGCCGCAGCACACCCUAAAACCAGGAAUAAAAACAACAAGCUUAAAAAUAUUUAUAAACCAAUUUCCUGAAACACAGACUAGUAGAUUAAUAUUUUUGUCAAUGUUCUCUUGAUUGUAGGGCUGGGCGAUAAAACGAUAAUGUAUAUUGAAAAAUAAAUUUCCCUCCAUAUCAAUAUAAAACAUGGUCAAUAUCCUUUUUGAUAGUCAGCAUUCUAUAUAAAUAGCUAAUGAAAAGGAACAUGAACCAAUCAUGUGCUGAAUUAGAACCAAGUAGCAAACAACUGUGUAGUAGAAGAGACAAAGACCUCACAGAUGCAGGAGCUUAUUGUAUUGCAAAAGACAUGCUACCAAUAAGAACUGUUACAUUUCAUUUUUUAUAUCCUGAUAUCAAUAUUGACUGAUGUGAAAAAAAUUAUAUUGUGAUAAACUUUUACCUAUAUCGCCCAGCCCUACUUGAUAGCAUUCAAAAGGUUUAUAAAACUACUUGUAAAGUUAUUCCGCUCACUCCGGUAGGACAGCCGCAGCCUUUCCAAAAUUAAAAGUGUUUAACUGGUUAAUGGAGGAAUGAACUGAGUAAGUACCUAUUGAGGAUGUGUGUAGAGCUGCACCAAUCCAUUUUUUUCCAAUCCGAUACCGAUACCUUGACUGAGUGUAUCGGCCGAUAUCAGAUACCGAUCCAAUACUACUGUUGAAUGAAUGAACUGAAUAUCUUGCCCUGUGAGUAGCAUGACAUUAGCUUGACAUUAGCCUUGUUAAAAAAAGGUAACAUAUUAACACAGAUAUAAAUUUACUUAAUAUUAUGUAAUAUGUAACAAAUUGCACAUUAGCACACAGCAAAAAGAAGUAAGACUUUCAUGUAUUCAAGAAAAAUAAUUACUGGAUCGGAACGCUGGAUCGGCGUCAUUUAUCAGAUAUCUGAUCCAGCUGAUUUGUCAAUAUCGGAGCCGAUAUCCGAUCCAAGUAUCAGAUCAGUGUGUCCCUAGAAGUGUAGUAGGAGCUGACUCAUAAUUUAAACUGACUUAUUUCAGCCACAUGCACAAAAGUAGAAGCCCGUGUAUCUGCCAGUAAAGAUAAGAAAUUAAAGCUGGAUCCUACAGGUAGAUACAGUGAAAGAUGAUGACCUGCAGUAAUUUGGUUCUCUCGUGGCAUUUGAGUCUAAAAAGUAUAUAAAACUAAAACUUAAUUUGAGUUAUUUAAGAAGUAAAAUAGUGAAAUAAUAAUGAACUGCCAGUGUGUUGUUUGUUUAGUCGAGCUGAAGUCUCAGUUUAUGUGAAGAUUUCACGUAUAACUCUGAAUCUGUGUCACAAAUGUGGUCGAUUUGAAGAAAAGAAACUGACGAAAAGGAUCUAUGGUGGAGUAAGAAUUUCUACUGACUCUGUUUUUGGAAAAACUACAGAAACAUACAAAGAAAAGAAAAGAGGUAUGACUCUUGACUUCUCUGCCUGUCUGAUUGGAAGUGAUCUCUCUGGGUUGCACUGAAGGGAAACCUCUAAAUUUGGGACAUUUACUUCACAACUAGGAGGAAGUGGUCAAAUUUGAAAGGUCACAGAUAGACACCUCCUCAAAGUCAUUUUGAUUUGAGCAGAAAAUGAGGAAACCCCCCCUGAAAAGGACAGAGGUGUACCAGAAUACACCGUACAGCGUGCAGAUGCAAUGAAGAUAAAAGUCACGACACAAAACAUAAGUCCCUCAAAUUCAAUUCCUGUUAUUCGUUAGAUUCUUAGAAAUUUGCUCAACAACUUACUAAGUGUUGCAAGUUAGUUUGAAAGUGUGGUAGUAUCAGUUCUGUAUCUGACCCAAACUGUUUAAACUUGAAGUUUUUCUGUUGAGAAAAAGUCACAGAGUUCUCAGUUUAAUCCAAAUACCUGAAACUGUGCCAGAAUAUGUUUUUCAUUUGUCGUGAAUUUACAGUAAUGAGGUCUAAGUGUCUGACACACUCCGGCAGCGCACAGCGGGUCACUCUGUGUACACAACAGGGCUGAACAUUUUAUAUCAGAAUCCACUUUGACAUCCUUACUGCACAUGUGGACAGAGAGUUUAAGUUACCAGCAUGAAGAGGAUUAGAAGAUCUACCAUCAAACUGGACAUUUCCCAGCAUAUGAGCGUCUCUGAGUCCCCACUAGCAUUACUGGCAGUAGGAGAAAUCAGACAACAGACAAAAGAGGAAAUAUAUGAUUAGUAAAGUGAAAAGGGGAAGCAGAUAGUCAUGUGGUGUUAGAUACAGGACAGUUUCAGACACAUCGGUAGGAUCACUCAUGGUGUUUUCUUUUUUUCACCUUUUUUUUUUGUAUGUAGGGAACCCGAGUAAAGUUAAAUGAAGAGGAUGUGAGUCUUAGAGGAGUUUAGAGAAAGCAGCAUCAGGGAAUUCACUGUAGGGCAGAGGAGGGUACUUUGUUUCUGCUGGGAAUAAAACCAGUGCAGGUGAUGAGUAAGAGCUGUUUUACAGUAUGACAGUGUCAGAGCUGUGAGUAGGAAUGAUGACUGCUGAUGCGCUGCCUGCUCUCAGCCUGUAUGUAUGACUAUAGUUCAGUAUCUCAGUAAAAAAAUAAAAAAAUAAAAAAAAAAACAAUGUUCAUAUUUUUUUAACAUAAGUUGAAAAAAGACACUUAUCUUCUUGUUUCAGGUCAUUAAUUUCUUCAGAUCUCAGCAUCUUGCAUUAAAUACACCAUAACACUUUACUGGCAGGGUACAAAUUUUAGACUGUAUUCAACAUAACUAUACAAUCAUGCAUGGACUAAUGGGGGACAUGUCAUAAACUCCUUUUGCUCCAUUAUGACUUUAUUCAAUGAGCGACCCUUCAGUAAAAUAUUAAGGACCCUUAAAUCUCCACGACUUCAUGAAAUAGGUGUGAUAAGCUACAUCAGUUCGACAAAAGAGUUUAUCUUAUUACUAUGUGUCAUCUUACAUUAAUUCAUGCAUUAGAUAAACGUGAUUCAUGCAUUACUUAAACAUUAAGCGUUGUCACUCAACUUAUAAACUGAGUAUCUUACAUCAACUUCUGUUUAAUUAAAGUCCCACUCAGAUCAUUUUUUUGCUACUUAAAGUGUUAUGAGUGGUCUUUAAGUUGUGAUUAUGAAGUUUUUAUACUAAAUUCACGUUACCUGUGUCAUUUUCAAGAGCUUUUCUUCUGCAGAGCUCCAGUAGCUCAUUAGCAAUUAGCAAUUCGCCUCUGAGUCGUGGGUGGGGAUGCUCUACACACUUCUCCUUGAGUUAGCUUGCAGCCUAACAUUUCCGGUGUAGUAGAAGAAACAGGUAACAUAGGAGCUAUUCAGCGUUCUGACACUAAUGUCUUUGGGGACAUGAUGAAAGUUAAUAUCACAAUAGCUUUCUUACAAACAUUGCAAACCGCGACCGCACACACUUGUUCCGUUAUCACCCUCUCUACUUUUCCAAGUCUGGCCUGCAUAGCGGGGCUCUGGGGGCGGAGCUUAGAUUUGUGAUGUAAAAAAUCUCACUGUAUCUGAACCUGCUUUUUGGGUCUGCCAAAGAGUCACGGCAGUUUGAAUGCAGAAAUUCUCAGAAAUGUAAUUUCGCACCUUCUUUUCUCAUAAUAUGUCCUGUAGCAUCAGAAAAAUGCCAUAUGAACAUAUAGACAGCAAGAAAAACAUGAUUUUCAUUGAAGCAGGUCUUUAAGUUUAAUUGAGCUCUUUGUAAGAUUUCAAAAGCUGAUAUAAAUACUUUUUUAUUGCCUGAUCGAUUUUGAAACAUACAUCUUGAAGUGUUGUGAGCACUUUAAGUACACUCUCAACACAAUUACAUGAUCCUACACUACAUUUCUAAAAACUUAUAAAAAGUAUUUUGUAACUGUAAGUUUCGGCGUUAUGCUCACUGUUUUAACUUUAAAGCCUUAUACAUGUAUUUAUCAAUGUGCGUAUGAUGUAUUAUAAGAGGUUGGUUCAUAUUAGGGGUUGUCACAACAUUUCAGAUUUAACUCAAUUCAAGAUCAUCCAAAGUAUUUUAUGUUUCUUUAAUCUAAUUUAAAUGACUAUAGGUGAAGUAUACACACACAUUAUAAACAGCUGGACUGCCCUUCCCUCUGAAGUACACGCUCCUCUACUCAUCCACUCAUUUAACACCUCACACUUUUCACCACUAUGUUCCUGCCAGUUCAGAUGCAUGAGUAUCAUCUGUCCUGUUGUAAUUAAGGCAAAAAAAGAGAAGUAAAAAAAAACAUAAAACAGAUUGAUUUAAAAGAAUCAGGGUGAGUCGAUCGGCUGUAGACGUCCUCCUCUCUGAGAUGUCCUCCCACCCUGCGGCUCUGCUCUCUCAACAUAGUCUCAGUGAGGAAAAUAGUGCUUGAACUCAAAAUAACACAUGAAUAAAAAUGUCAGUGCUCCCACAGCCUCAGAUAUUUAUACCUUUACAGGUUUAUGCGCCGUGACUCUAUACACAAAAAAACAGGAAGUGGUUGUGAUUGGCUGUGAGCAUCAGCAGUGCUUCCACGCCAUUCGCUCGGUCAGGUGGUGCUGUCUCUGACUCACUUCUCGAGGGAGGGAAGGAAACCCUCCAGUCAGUGCUGCAGCCUGAUAAUUUAUUUGUGUGUGUGUGUGUGUGUGUGCUACAGAGGCUGAGCUAUAACGAGCACAAUACGUGACAAUACGUGAUGUGUGUGUGUGCUUUAUCUGCUUUCUAGUCCCACCAUCGGCCCAGCGCUGUGGUGCAGAUGAUUAAUUCUGAGGUGAAGGACAGUAAAAGCAGGAAUGUGGGGGACGACCUCUUUUUCCCCUUUUUUGAAGUGUGACUGAUGUAUUUCUGCUCACAUGCUCUGAGAGGUGGCAGGAAGGUCAAAUGCGACAUAAAACACAUUUUCUCAGACACGACAGUUUGAGUGGUUUGACCACAGCCGUGAGAAAUUUGUAGGAGGGUCUCGUUUUGUGUCUUUAAGCCGAAAAUGUGUGUCUUUGUGGUCAGUGUCUCUUCUCUUUUCUGUCAAUGAGCAGACAAAAUAUCUCAGAGAGAAGCAAACUUGCAGAAAACUCUCAUAACCUCUCCUUGUCUCCCCCCGUCUGUCAUUUCUGUUACUUCAUGCUAUCUCUCUUCCUUCGUCCAAAACUUCCCCUGAUUUACUCAUAAAUCAAACGUUAAAGAGUGCCCUCUGUCAUUGCAGAGCUGAGUUCCACACUGAUGGAGAAGAUGCAGGCCCAGGAGAUGAUGAGCGGCCUGAGGAUACCGGAGAUGGAUGAGCUCGGUCAGUUCUUCCGCUCCCUGCCGACCUCCACGCUGGUGGGCAUCGGCGCUCUGACCGCUGUGCUGGCCUACUGGCUGGCCACCAGACCCAGGCCUAUCAAACCUCCCUGCAGCCUGCUGCACCAGUCUGAGGAGGUGCCGGUGAGAUGAUAAAAACAAAUUGAUAAAAGUUUGCAAGAUUCAUCAGCAUGAAUAUGACCUGUGCUGUGUUCCCUUUGAGGCUAAAGAAGCUUGGGGUCAAAAAAAAGUAAAUACACUCACUUUAUGCACUCGACACCAGCCUGAGGAGCCAGAAGUACUUUUUUUUUUUUUUUAAUACACAUUUAUUUUGCCCUGGGUUUUACCUGUCAGGCUACAUGAACUCUUCCCCCAAUGAUCCAAUGAACAAUUGCCCUGCUUGCCUGAACAGCAGACUGAAAGUUACACAAACACACACUGUGAUUUCUGCUGAACAGAUUUAAGACUCAUACUUUGAAUUAAUAUUUUUUUUUAUCAAUCAAAUCAAUCAAAUUUUAUUUAUAUAGCGCCAAUUCACAACAGUCGUCAUCCCAGGACUCUUUCCAAAGAAAAUGUAAAGAUACAGAAACAUUUAUAACCAGUUUGAUUGAUCAUUAAAAUGCUUAUUUAAAAGGAACUCUUUGAUUGCACACCUUCACAAACACAAGGCAAUACCUGCUGAAAAAUUACCCUCUACCUUCACCCUGUUUUCUCAGUUUUUUGUUCAUUUAUUAUUGAUAUGCUGAAAAAUAUAAUACCCAGCAGUUUCUUAAGUUUGCUUCCCUCAAAUAGAAAUACAGUCUUUUGAAUAGAAGGGACAUUUCAAUAAAGGAAAAGUCAACACAGGACUGCUGUGCCAACACCAAACCUUGUUCCUCGAGUCUGUGAGCGCACUCUUUAUUCUUUGAAAGAUCACAAGAUGUGGGUGAAACAUGCCCUCCAUUUCACCCCGUCCUGGUUUACCUUAACCACCAUCCUGACCAAACCAAGCGCAUCUUAGCCCUGUGUGUGUCUUUCACUGACAGGUGAGGCUGGCACUUUGUGUAGCCAAUGUGAAACGUCUUUCAUAAGCCUUCUGUGGCUGUGAGGCUUUUCUUCUCUGACAAUGAACUCCCUGAAUCGCUCAAAGUGCGUGAGCAGUGCGAAUAAUUCAGAGCAGCGCAGCAUUUCAGAUUUUUUAAUGCCUUAAAGAGAAAAAAUCUAAACAAUUAUUAUAAGCUCCCCUUGGGGUGUGCAGUAUUUUCAACAAGGUACUAAAGACAGAAAAGAAUAAAAUCUUGUUUUGUUUGUUUUGCUUUUUUUCAUUUUUAUACCAGCAGCAGUAAGAAUUGAAGUAUAAAUGUGGUAUUUGGUGCCGUUUGUUGACAACAUUUCUUUGUCUUAGCAUGAAGGUGGGGGUCGCAGGUCCAUGAUGGGCGACAGCUCCAAGCUGCUGGCACAUUACCAUGACGACGCCAGGACAAUGUACGAGGUCUUCCAGAGAGGUCUUCACAUAUCUGGUUAGUGUUUUAAACUGCACUCUCAAAACAGAGCCAAACAUGCAAAUAAGCAAUCGUCUGAGAUGAAAAUCUAAUGAAGGAAUGCAGGCGAGCUAGUCCAGGCAGGCAAAUUCAGUCACACUGAUUUUAGACUUCACAUGCAUCAUUCUCACAGGCUGUGUCCGAACUGGAUCCCUAAGUCUAUAUAGGCGACUAUAUGGGGGUUAGCGCCAUUUUGAGGGGUGUCCGAAAUCUCAGUAAUCAAUUUCAGUGCCCUAUAUAGGUGACUCAAAAUUUCCCAUAAAGCAUUGCAAAAUGUAGUAACUAUCCAAUGGUCACUCACCGGUGGUGGGCAUCCCGGCAUGCAUUGCGUCUCCAGCGGCAACGUCACAACGGUAGUGUCCGAAACCUCCGGUGAUUGAGCUCACUACAUAGUCAGCUAUAUAGUGAUAUACCCCAAAUGGGGGUUAGGGGUUAGGGAUUGAGUGAUUCAUUGCGGACACAGCCACAAUCACAUAGCAAAUAUAUUCUACCAAUCAGGCGCUCUGUUUAAUCUGCAAGACUUCCAGUCUCUGCUGUGCUGUACUGCAGAAAAGUGCUGCACCCACUACUACCCAAGCAUGUACCCAGAGGCUCAGACUGCAGGUUUUGAUCGAUCUUCAUUUUCUUCAUGUAAAAGUAAAACUGUGAGGAGUGAGAAUGUUUUUAAAAAGUGAUUAAAUAUGACCCAAGCAAAGAAAUAAAAAAGACAAGUUACUCUUUCUUCUUUUAGAUGCGUUUUCACUCUCAUAUCAAACACACGUCUUCAACCCUGAACCUUAAACAAAGCUGGUUACCUCAUAAGGUCCUCAGUACACGGCACAAUCAGCAUCUACUGUCUGAAUUAGUUAAACGAAAACAACAAACAGGAAUCAACAAAUGAUUGUCAAAACCUUCCCGUGGAUAUGAUCUUAUCUUUAAGAUUUUAUACUGUGGGCCUUACAGUCAAAAAAUACAGACGCCGCCCACAUACUGCUGAGCUGUGCAGGGUGUCUUGUCGACAUUUUUAAACACAUGUGAGCAAAGAUAGCCCACAGUCUGACAAAGCUGUGGUCUGACCAUCAAUCCUCCAGUUAUAAUCAUGCUGGUUGCCAAGGUGAUGGCCAUGGUUGUUCACAGGAACAGUGUCGGGGCAUUCUCAGAGAUUUUGAUGACUGAGUCAUAAUGCAGAGGUAACCCUGCUUUGUAACGAUAAAAUCACAUGAGUGGAUUCAGGUGGAUGUUACUGAAUGACUAAUGAGGACAUUUUUAAAUAGAUAUACCAUUAUCAAUCAGAGUUUCAGGUCAAAAUGUGGCCAAAUAGAGUGAAUUAGUAGUUACCUGAGCUGGAAGACACUCAAGAGAAUUAACUUUUUUCUUCUAUUAAGGAAAAAACAUUAAAAGUUUUGAGUUUUUUAAGAUGUAUAAACUGAUUUGAUCUGGUCAUUUAAGGGCAGCAUAUAUUUCUUUAUAGUUAUUUUUAGUCCCUGUUUACAUCUUUCUUUGACAAAGUUUCUCAGAGAGUGAAGUAUCUUUUUCCAAUAGAGAUAUGACUUCAUUGUGGUCACUCACUGAGCGGGUAAUACACGGCGGGCCCAGAAUCUGUACAGACGCAGCAGAUUCAGGUGGUUAUUUCCUGUGGGGUCAUCACUAGUGGGUUUCACAAUAUGAUUUCAUGCUCUGAUGUUAUAAAAACGCUGAUUAAAGCUGCUCUAAAUAAAUAAUGUGUGUUUACAAAAUUUGAGAACUGCAUAUGAGGACCUUUCAAUCACAUUUUUGACGGAGUAAUUUUGACCAAUCCUGUAAAGAUUGCCAAUCUAGCUAUAACACCCUUACAAAGCUGACUGUAAUGUGUGUUUUUUUUUAUCAUUUUUUGUGUUAUUAAGUUUUUGUAGUGUUUCAUUCAGACACCACCCUGAACCCUCUCUGUGUGUCCUACAGGAGAUGGACCUUGCUUAGGCUCACGGCUCCCCAACCAGCCUUACAAAUGGAUAUCCUACAAAGAGGUCAGUGCCAAUCAGCAGAUGUCUGAUAGAAGAGGUCUUAUAUAAUGAGAUGUCAAGGAUACGGCACGCAGCACGACCGCAGUGUGUGUCUGACUCACAACUUAAUUUGUAUAUGCUGAUGUGUUAAUUACAGGCCUUUUUACGGCAAGGUAAUCAUCGAUCUAAUUAUUCAACCUGUUCAAGAAAACUUGAAAAUCUGGAUUUAUAGGUUUAUCAUGUCUGGUUGCAUUUCUUCUGAAUGUAAAACAACCAUGGCUGUUAAUUACAAGAUGCAGGUAGCACGAUGUUGGUUAGAUAAACGGGAUAUUUUGACAAUUAAUCAUUGUGUCGUGCCAAGUCUGAUGUAGUCUGAAUGUGGGACUUGUCUAUUUGUUUUGUUUUUAUCGCAGAUUGUGAUGUUGUCAGAUUAUCAAAAGGGCUCAAAUCUAAAUAAAUACAGAAAAAAAGAGAAGAAAGAGGCAAAAACUCAGAAAACGAAAGCUAGAACGAGCCAGUCUUAAAUUGUAAAUGUAAAUCUAAAUGUACUUUAUUUAUACGGCCCUUUACAACAACCCUUUCAGUGAACCGAAGUGCCUUACAUUGCAUAGUAAAUAAAUAUGAAUAAAUAAAAACAAUAAAAGCAAUAAAAGAAAAGAAUAAAAUAAAGUGUCACUACACUCCUGGGUAUUAAAGCCAGCAUAAAUAAACACGUUUUUAAAAAGCUCAGUCACCCUAGUGUUUGCAUAAUAAAGCUAAAUAUAGUAAAGCUAUUGCAUAUAGUAUCAAAGCUGGCACACAUUAUAAUAUGACCAUUAUUAAUAGUUCCCCUUUUCAAUUUUAUGUUGCUCCCAUCUAUUAGAGCCACCCUGGUCAUUAGCCUUAAUGAGCAGAAAUGAAAUGUCCCCUCCUGAUUGCCUUCUGCUGCUGCUGCUGUCUGAUGAUAUGAGACCAGACAUGAGCACAUUUCAGAUAUCGCUGAUGUAAUCUCUGGCCGCGCUGGUUUCUCUGCCAGUGGAAAUACCUUGAGCAGUUUCAAGUUCCAGCAGAUCCCUGAAGUCAUGAGAUAACUGAUGUUUCUGAAGAGUCAUGACGGUGCUUGUGCUGGCAUUUUGAGAGGGUUUUAUUUAGACAUCGCCAUGCCUGAGGCCAGCCGAGAGGUUUCUAGUGCAACCUUUCCUGUUCAUUAAUGACAUCAUGUGAGUGACUACAGCAGAGGUGGGUGGAAGGUUGUUUUUUCUUGUCCGCCCACAUGAACAUGUGAUUCCCAGGAAAACUCGAUCAAGAAAAGACAAGUCUGGGACUUCCACUAAUACCGGCAUUAUGUGAAAUUUACUGUAAAACUUAUUUCACAAUUAACGCACAGAAACAACAAUCGUCUUCUCUCUGUUGUCUAACACAGUCACAGUAACUUAUAAAGAGAGAUUCUGGUAAUUUAACAGUUAAACAAAAGUGGCUAAGAAUUUCCCAGAAAUGAAAAAUAUGGACGUUUCCAAACUAAAACUGAUAGAGUGACUUUUGAUUGUUAUCAUGUCUUGAAUUGAGGCAUAAAAUAUACUAUCACAAUAACGCAGAUUGUACGUUUCCUCUUUUUCAUUUCACCAAGUUAAUUUGUACAGUAUAUAGAUUCAAUAUAUAUUUUCAGUGAGUUAUGAAACAGACUAAAAUUAAUACCCGCGGUUCAACAGGACCCACAAAAGCGAAUAAAACCAUCAGACACCAGACUGAUCAGUAUUUAUUUUCAUUCUGUUUCACCCAAUGUUGUUACACACUUGAGUCCCCACAACAAAUAUCAGAUCAAGUCUUGUAAAGACCCCACUGAGCAGGACACGACUAUUAGACAUCUUUUUUUUUUUCUUUUCAGACCUAAUUUCAAUCGUCUCGAUUCUGUUUUUUCAGACAGAAUUUAGACGUUGCACUUUAACCCAUUUUUCAAUAACUAUUUAUUUCAAAAAGCAACUGAUCUCCAAGUGAUAGAUUUAGAUUUAGUCCAAACUUGGUCUAAAUUUAGACGCCUAAAAAACUUUAAUUUUUAGACCUGUGCUCGUCUGAUUUUAGACCAGUUGUCUAGGCUACAUUUAGAUGUCUAUUAGACCUCUUUUACACCAAAAACUGCUCAGUGGGAUGUUAAACUCCAUGUAGUGUACUGUUUGAGAUUUCAACUCUUCCUGUUGACAUUGUGACGAAAACAUUCAUUUCUGUAGGCAUCACUAAACAACACAUUCAGUCUAUUUAGAGAGCAAACAACAUAAUAUCGGUGGUUCAAAGAUGAGCAGUCGAAGAGAGGCAUCUACUUAAUCAGAGGAAACAAAGCAACCAAAAACCACAGUGUAGGUUUAAUUAAGAGAAAAGGUCAACAUACUCAUGAAGUUAUGAGACGUCUCACCAGCCCAACACAAGCCCAACCUUUGGUCAUUAUGAAACGGUCACGAUGAUUACUGUUUACAUGGACUGUGUAGAUGUGGUAACUUAUAUAAGAGUCUAUGAGACCAGCUCACCUGGUUCAGUUGGUUGUUUUUCUGUCUUCCCACUUCACGCACAGGUGACAGCGCGGGCGGAGCAUCUGGGUUCAGGCCUCCUGCACCAGGGCUGCCAGCCAAACCCCAACCAGUUCAUAGGAGUGUUUGCUCAGAACAGACCGGAGGUGACAACAACUCUGUUUUUUACACUGCUACUCUUAAUCUCUAACUAUGUUCCUUAUGGUCACUCUGCUUCAUAGUUACUUCAAACGCAAAUUACAGAUGGUCGUAUUCACAGAGACCCAGAGAUCCUGUCCUGUUUUUAAAGGGAAACAGACUAAAACAAACAGGAAAGACCAUCAAAAGCAAACAAAACCAUCAGCAAUAAGACUGAUAUUUCCUGAGUUCAAACUUUUGAUUCCUGAAACUGCUGUGAGGGGAUAGUUGUCGACCAAAUAACAAACAGCAGGCUCAGGAAACAGCCGACAAGACAAUAGGAUUGGGUUUGAUGGUUUGAGUCACCUCGGAAGUCAGAAUUUCGAGCUGAAAAUGAUGUCACACCCAAGUUACCAGCGUUUCAGUUACCAAGUCGGAAAAAAGCAAAAUCGGAGUGGAAACAGGAUGGUUACAUCUAAGAAAGUUAUUUAAGAACUUGGCUUGUAUUUGAACAAGGCAAGCACUAAAAUAACUUUCUUAGAUGUAGCCAUCGAAAGCUAUUUUAGCACUUGCCUAAUAUUUGAACAAGUGAAGUGCUAAUGUAAGUUUCGUAGAUGUAGCCAUCGACAGUUAUUUAAGCACUUGCCUUGUUCAAAUACUAGGCAAGCGCUAAAAUGACUUUUUUUGAUGUAGCCAUUGACAGUUAUUUUAGCACUUGCCUUAUAGUCGGACAAGACGUGCUAAAAUAACUUUCUUAGAUGUAGCCAUCGAAAGCUAUUUUAGCACUUGCCUAAUAUUUGGACAAGUCAAGUGCUAAUGUAAGUUUCGUAGAUGUAGCCAUCGAAAGUUAUUUUAACACUUGCCUUGUUCGAAUAUAAGGCAAGUGCUUAAAUAACUUUCUUAGAUGUAGCCAUCGAAAGCUAUUUUAGCACUUGCCUAAUAUUUGGACAAGUCAAGUGCUAAUAUAAGUUUCGUAGAUGUAGCCAUCGAAAAGUAAUUUAACACUUGCCUUGUUCGAAUGUAAGGCAAGCGCUGAAAUAACUUUUGUUGAUGUAGCCAUCGACAGUUAUCUUAGCACUUGCCUUAUAGUCGGACAAGACGUGCUAAAAUAACUUUCUUAGAUGUAGCCAUCUUGUUUCCCCCUCCGAUUUUGUUUUUUCCUGACUUGGUAACUGAAGCGCUGGUAACUUGGGUGUGACGUCAUUUCAGCUCAGACUUCUGACUUCCGAGGUGACUCGAAUGCAGCAUAAGUCUGAAAAACAUCACUAGUAAUAUCGUUACAUGCACAGGACAAGAGAGAAGAGGUAUCACUUUGACCACAUGGGAUGUUAAACCCGGCGGUACAGUGACAGUGGUUAGCACUGUCGCCUCACAGCAAGAAGGUGCUGAAAUAAAAGGCCUUUUCAGAGAGGAUGAACAUUUUAACUACGGCUAAAAAUUAUAUGAGAAGUUAUGAGUGAAAGAAAGAAUAUAUCUGUGUCCAAAAUCACUCAGUAUCCACUCCACAGUCCACUGUAGUGUAAGCUUGUUGUUCAGUAGUCCUGUCGUGGGGAGCCAUUUACUUGGUCUUGCGGCUUCGACAUGUGCUUGAUGUACAGAGGUUAUAGUGUUCGACUCCCAACCACGACUCUUUGCUGCACGUCUCUCCUCCCCACAUUUCCUGUCUCUUCAGCUGUCCUGUCAAAUAAAGCAAAAAUAAAAUAAAAUGAGCAUUACACCCUGUAGAGUGACUCAGAGAAUACCAGCCAUUAAAUAUGCAUCUCACUAUUUAUUCCUAUUGUCCUCUUCAUAUAAUGACUGAGAGAGAAGAGGACGACCGAACGAUUCAACACAUAAAGAAGUGGUUUUAAUUUCCAUGCAUGAUCCCCCACAGAUCAAUGAACUCCCACUCUUGACCUUUAACCUUUCACCUCUGACAUUAUUGUGUGAUUGCAGUGGAUCAUCUCCGAGCUGGCCUGCUACACCUACUCCAUGGUGGUGGUUCCUCUCUAUGACACACUGGGUCCAGACGCGAUACGGUUCAUCAUUAACACUGGUAAGAACAAACACACAUGUUGUAAAACUACAGAUGCUACUCGGCAGCUUUGGAAACAAGUGAGUAUGAGUGUCUUACCGAAUCUUCUGAAGCUUGUUUCUGAGUUUGGAUGUAAAACAAAAAUUGAUGGAUGAAAAAUGUCAAACUUGAAAAUAUAUUACUUUUUUUUACAGAGUGAAAUUAUUACCUCAGGAGGAGUGUUAGAGGAAAUAAUGUGUGUUCAAACAUCUAUUGCUGUGGUGCUUUUAGCAGUCUAGCUCCCCUCAAUGGUUACAAAGAGCAGUGUUGUUAACUCUGCUGUGAUACUCAGAAUAGAAUUAAAUCAAAGUAAAGUUAAUUGAUCUAAAGUCUGUAAGUGCCACAAAUAAAAGUCAUGGUAGAAUGUGUGAAUGCUGAGUCAUUAAACUUAUAAACACUGUUUAUCAGGGCCGUAGGGGUGCACCGAUCACUAUUUUCUGGCCGAUCAUCGAUCACCGAUCUUUAAAAAGCUUAACCUGCUGAUAUCGAAUUUUUUUUUUUUAGAACUGACAACAUACACCUUCGAUGCUCCAAUCUUAUUUUAAUGAAAAAUAUUGAACAAUACUUGUGAAACAAUACUAACUUUUUGUUUUUUGUGUUUGUUUUAACUGCACAUGAGGUAGUUCUCUCAAAAAUGAAUGAAAAGUUCAAAAUAUUGCUAAAUUAUAUCAGUUCCUUUAGUCUUUUAUUUUGCACAUUUUAAAAAUAACAAAACUUGCGCAACAGGUCGCACUGCAGGCCUGUUUUGAGCCUCUUACCAAAGUAAAGUGCCCAGCAGGAUUUUGCUUUUACAAAUAAAGGAAAUCACAAGAUUUGAGGAAGUUAGUAAAAUAAUAAUCUACGGGACAAACUAACGACACAACUUAAACCACCAAUAAACUGUCCUGAGUUUUAAGUUUCCUUGUAGUGGAUUCAACAUGCUUGAUAAAUCAUGCUUCAGAUAACUGUUGUGCGUGCCACUGGCGCUGAUGGGCCGGUUAUUCUGGCAAAGCAAAACGCUACAAUGGCUGAUUUUCAGACCUUUGCUGAGGUAGAUAAGAUCGGUGGAUAAAAUUGGUUUCAUAUGUAAGGAUCCGCCGGUCACUGGUCCCCCAAAAUUGAGGAAAUCAGCGCCAAUCGAUCGGUCGGCUGAUUUAUCAGUUUAUCAGUUUAAUAAACACUCUUUCUUUUGAUCUGUUUAAGCUGAACACCACAGCCACAUAUUGACCCUGAAAUAAACUAGCUGCGUACAAAGAGACCUGAACCUGUACCUCCACUGAGAGUAAUCUUUGAUAAGUCACUUUCAGAUUUUGAAUGUCGCUCAAGAAGACACAAAAGAAGCUAAUAACUGGAUUGUUUUGAUGUUUUAGGGUUGUAAAAUCUCAGCUACUCCAUAUUUGCAUCUUUCUUCUGUUUUUGCACUUUUUUUUUCUCUCAUCCUCUCGAUACUCACACAAGGGUGCGUGUGCUCUUGCGUGCUUGUGUCAUUGCAGCGGACAUCUCCACAGUUAUCUGUGACAAAGUAGAGAAAGCUGAGGUGCUUCUGGGUAAUGUGGAGCGGAAAGAGACUCCAGGCUUGAGGAGAAUCAUCCUGAUGGAUGCCUUUGACUCCGCCCCCGUGGAGCACGGAAAGAGCUGCGGCGUCCAUGUUCAGGCCUUGCAGGAAGUCGAGGUACGACACAAUCCUUUCACCUGGCUCCUUUCUCUCCCUGUCUGCUCUAUUACACAAACAGCUUCACAGUUUGCUGCUUUCUUUCUUCAGUCAAGCACAGUGUGAACUCUGAGCACUUAAAUCUUUGACAUGUAAUUAUAUGCACAUGAUUGAAGCAGCUUUUCACUUUAAUUGUUGUCCAAAAUUGUAUUAAAGUGAGUAAGACUGCCGGAGGACACGUUUCUGUAUGUCACUGAAAAAUCACUCCAGAGACUAUUAAAGGAACAAAUACUGCUGCGGCAACACCUCCUCUGUAAUUAAAAUAAAAAAUAGUGUAUGCACAUAAUUUGAUUUAAAGGGAUAUUCUGUAAAAUUAAUUUAGGGUCAAACACACCGUGACACCGAGUCAGACACCCCCUCGAGGGAUGAGUGUUGCUGACCGCUUACUUCUCUAGUUUUACCAACUUUAGUAAUGACCGCACGAUAGCAAUACACAGCAGUCUGAGGAGCCAUAAACAACCUCAACAAAACGCCACUCUAUAGCCACAAAUAAUGCUCAGAACAGCACCUAACUUCAUCAACAGGACAUAUAGGGUCCUAGUCAUAGUACUAGACACCAAACAUCUUUUUAACAUUGUCUAAUUUCUUUCACAAAGAGACUAAACACAGCUCACCUACUCUCUUCCAGCAGCCACUUGUUUGUAGCGAGAUCUCAACCAGUCCAUUACAAACUGCUGCAGGGUGACGAAGCUCAAGGAAGAACAUUUCAGAUUAUUUUAUCAUUUCCUUGAAGUAAAAAUCAUCAUACUUAUCAUUUUGCACUGCAGACGCGGUAGUUCUUCUGCCUUAGCGUUUUGGUCUGUAUUGCGUUUCCAUGAAGAAAUGAUCAUAAAUGUUCUUCCUUGAGCUGUGUCACCCCACUGCAGUCUGUAAUGGAUUGGCCUGAGGUCUCGCUACAAACAAGCGGCUGCUGGAAGAGAGUAGGUGAGUUGUGUUUAGUCUCUUUGCUAAAGAAAUCAGGCAAAGUUAAAAAGAUGUUUGGUAGCUAGUACUGUCGCUGGGACCCUAUAUGUCCUGUUGAUGAAGUUAGGUGCUGUUCUGAUCAUUAUUUGUGGCUAUAGAGUGGCGUUUCGGUUUAUGUUUGUUUAUGGCUCCUCAGACCGCUGUGUAUUGCUAUCCUGGGGUCGUUACUAAAGUUGGUAUAACUAGAGAAGCAAUCAGUCGGCAACAUACGUCUCUCGAUGGGGUGUCUGACUCGGUAUUGCGGUCUGUUUGACCCUAAAUUAAUCUUACGCCGGAAUAUCCCUUUAACCUGUGUUUUCAUAACAGGAGACCAGUUUGAACUUUGGGGAGAUUAUUUUUAGAAAGUUUGUAUGUGACCAACUGCACAGACUGUCACAUCUGUGUUGUUGCCUGUUUGACAAACUUGGUGGACACCAUUAGACGUUUCCAGACGGGCAUCUGUGGUGAACUUGAACAAUAUUUAUUUGGCUGUUGGUUUCAGUAAGAGCCAUAUUGGUGCUCCACUUUUUUACCCUAAAGAAUUUCAACUCUGCACAGACUUACACUUACUUAACAAGCAGUCAAAACAAACUUCUAUUUAUCUUUAUCAUCAAGCAGAAAUCUCUGGUGUAGCAUGUUAAGUGAGAUUGGAAUCUAUGCCUUUCUCUGGUUGCAUGGAGUCAGAAAAAUGUGGCACUUCAGAAGAAGCACAAAAACUACCGCAGGCAACACAAAGUACAGUCAAAUUCAGUGUCAUAGCUGUAUAGAUGUACAGGAAAUUCACUACUUUAUUCCUGUAACUGUCAAUGCUUCAUUAGCACACUCACAGCAAACACUCAACUGUGUGACAUAAGCUGAAACCAGGUCAACUGAUCACAGCUUGGUCUAUUGAAAAGAUAAUCUCUGGGUAAAUACAGAUACGACACAACCUUUGUGAAAAUAUUUUACAGACAAAAGAUGGAGAACACUUUGCAUUCCAAGAUUUAAUAGACAGGUUUUUUUUUUCAGCUGCAGUUUCAAAGAGGCUGGACAUUUAAUGGAAACCAGCUGACUGUUAUGUGAGCACAUGUCUGUCAUUUUUCUCUGUCGAUACCACUCCCUGAAGGUAUUUACUCCAACAGCAUGGCAGACAUCCAGUUCAUCGGGUUCACCAUGUGUCUUCAAAGAAAUGAGAGGCUUAAUGAGCAUUUAUUUUAAACUGUGAUCAGUGAAAGUAGAUUCAGCAACACGCAGACACACAUGUUGUGAUUUGACAUCUUUCUGACAAAUCUCACAUGCUCUGGUCAAUCCUGAACUCAAAGGAUACAUACUUUUCAAAGGGUUAUGAUAUGUGAUAUGUGUAGCAGGUGUCAGCUUGCCAACUCUUAAGUGAUUUUCUUGUUGUUGUCUUUUGUCUUACAGGCUCUGGGCAGAGAGCACCACAGAAAACCUGUAGUGAGUAACUUUACAGAUCAGAAAUUCAAGGAUGUAGAUGUACGUUAAAGUCAUUUAUGCAACUGCUCUGUCAUUGGUGGCACAAAAAUCUGUCAGCAAAGGCCCAGCUGGGGGAUGGAUUCCCAGUUCUGGCAAGAUUUGGUUCAUGUCAUCCUCUCCCUUUCCUGUGACUCUCUCAUGUCACGGUGUCCCCUCCAAAAAAAAGUUAAACCCCUGCAAAAACACACAGGGGUUUUCUUACGAAUUAUACCAAUAUGCUAGCCUCAGAGUGAGCACUUAAAUGACUAAUCAGAGCCCGUGGCUUUUACACAGUCAGAAGUUAAGGUCUGGACAUGGGGAAGUAACUCAUCCUUGCUCCCAGUUUCUCCCUGCGGUUACCGGCAGUAUCACUGUCCAAAAAUCACCUUGUUGCCUCUCCGGGUUUGUCCCCACAAGCCACAAAUUCAAGAAACAGAGAGAACUGCUGAAAUGACGUCUGAAACUGCACUUUUUUUUUACUUUCUAUGAUGAAUUUUCAACCAUUAAAGGUUCAAUAUUCAACAACUUAUCUCAAGCUUUUAGAAAAUUCAGGUAUGUGUUAUCAUGUGAAGACAAUUUUCCAGUAGUCUUGUGUUGCAUAUUUAGAGGUGAAUUACAUCUACUCCAUGCCCCACUCAUUAGACUGUAAAACACCACCUCCAGGUUCGGCAUUGAGGUUUUAACGAGGCAUCCAUCACAGACCCACAGCUGAAAUAAAGUGGGAAUCGAAAAACACUCGCUGCCGACUCGUACAAAGCCGGUCUGGUUAAUAAUGUAUUAAUAGUGACACCAAAGCAAAGCAAUAAACUGUGUUCCUGUGAGCUUUUUAAUGAGCAGCUCUGCCUCACAUACAAACAAGUUUCAGCUUUACGAGGUCUCUCUGCUUCAUUGUGAUUUUGCUGGUGUUUACAGGUUAAACUGACAGCUCUAAAAAAACAUUCCCCCAACCCUCUGGCUACUAGGCUUGAGCCAGCGUAGCUAAUAUUAUCUCUCUGAUAAAAAAAUCAAAGAGAGUCAAUUUCAACUGUUUAAGCCACAGUUUGUUUUUUUGGCAAUAUGAACCCAAACUCUAAAACUGCUGCUUUUGCUGACAGAGACAGUUACUACUAAAUAAACACACCUCUGUAGUGUGAACAGAAUCCUUUUUUUCCAUUUCUCUGGCAUUCGUUGACAGCUAAAAUAAGUUAAAGCUCAUUGAUUGUUAGUGAAAUUUUCAAGUUAUUUCACACGUUUAUUUAUUAUUUCUUUUCCACAGCCGCCAGCACCAGAUGAUCUCUCUAUUGUGUGCUUCACCAGCGGAACCACGGGUAAAAUCUUUUAAAUCUUUAUGAGAAUCAUGAACAUUAUUUCCUAUCCCUCAAGAAAAAUUCACAUACUAGUUAAAGCUGAGAUGUAAGACACAGCUAACUAGCCGAAAUGAUAAAGUCCUGAUACUUUUUUACAGCUGAAGUAUAACAAAAGUAACACAAGAUUAUCAGCGAUUCAAGUAAUUUAAAGAAAACUUUAUUCCAAUAAUUUCUUUCAUACUAAAAUUCACAGAAACUGAGAUCACACAAACUGAAAACUAAAUCCCUCAUGUUGUUGCUUGCUUUUAUUUAACCCUUUAACUACUUUUGUAUCAUAUUUGAUACGUACUUUUAUGAUACUUCUAUCAAAUCAAUAUGAUCAACAAAUUACUUAAAAAAACACCUGAAUACAGUCCGAUAAAUGAUGAAAAUGUCCUCUUGUGGUUUGUCAGUUUCCAAAAACAUCCAAGGUAUCAAACAAGAUAAAUGAAUAUAUUUGGGAGAUUUUAAGGACAUUCUAAUUUUUUUGGUUUUCAGUAGUAAGUGAAAUAAACAUUUCAGCUCCAAAAAAACUUAAAUUUUCUGGCCAUAAUUUGUAAGGGCUAACAAUAUUCGAUUAUUAGAUAACAAAACUUAAAGGUUUAAGCUUAAACAUAAAAUUAAAAAAUACAGACAGAAGCCAACAACGUCAAUGGGCAAGAAAUAAUGAUGACAACAGUAAUGCAGAAAAAAAGGUUGAAAAUUUCAACUGAUUACAUUUGAAAACAGCUACGAUAGAUUAUUCAGAAGAUUACGCAACUUUUUAAUGUCACAUUUCUAGUUUGGCUAUUGAAUCUCUGUCCUAAAUAUUUUCCACAUUGUCCUGUGCCAAGUCAGCAGUUUGUUAGAUCACUAUAUAAUUAUCAAGCAACCACACCUCACCAAGAUUCCCCUCCCUGACAUCAGUCCAACCUGCUGCACACUGCCUGUUUGUCCACAAAGUCCAUUGACCUGAUCUCAUAACGUGUUUUCGAACAGUAAAAUGACUCAUAACUGAAUACGAUCCCUUUUGUUUACACAUUUACAGGUUACAAAAAUAAGUUUGCUAAGAUUUUGUGCAUGCACAUAAAGCUGCUGCAGAGGUGUGACACAGACAGACAGACAGAUCAUUGAUUUUUAAUUAACAUAUAAUUGCACCUAAUUUUUUAACGAUGUGGUGUUUUCACCGCGUAAUGGGUUUGUAAAGCUGUACGGGAAAACUCGCAGAUGACACACCUCCUCCAUUCAAAAUAUUUACAAAGAAUUCAUCCCUGAGCAUUAAUGGUAUUCUUUCAACGCAGCUGCAGGCGACAUGUAAGCCCUGAAGUUCAUGGGUGACUGCCAGUUGAAAACCUCAAAAGUGGGACAUAUCUAAAGUCUGCACAAUCAGUGAGCCGCCUCUCCUCUGUAUCUGAUGAUCUUGUGACUCAGUGGACAGUCUGAGGCCAAUACAAACCCAGAUAAUUCAUACUGAAAAUAGAAGCUCAAAUGCUGUUGCUCACUUUUGAUUAACAACUUGAUCAUUAAGUGUCACAUAUUUAAUAAAAUCGCACUUUUGAGACACUUAACCUCACUUUUGUCUUUUGAAAAUAAAUGAGAUUACCGUUCGUAGAUUGAUUACUUUAUACAAUGAAGCCUCUUAAGCACAGAGGUCUCCUGUAGGUUGAAUUUCUUUGUUUAAAAUUAAGUUUUAGAAAUCCACGAAUUUAAGUAGAACAAACUGAAACUGUCUUUUAAAAUAAGGAACAAACUUGAAGAGUCAGCACAGAAAUUAUGAUGUUUUUGUGACCAGAUACUCUCAAAAAGAAUAUCCAGACAACAAGCAUUUACUGUAAGUGCAUCCAGUUUCCUCACAGCAUGCAGGAGCUCUCUUAUCAAACCAAACUCCACUCCACCUCUCCACACAGAUUCUCCUGCAAUAUCCGCAAAUGCCGACAGGGUCAGAAGAGAAAGAAAGCUCAGCUGCUUACAGGAAAUUCUUAUCAUACAACAGCAGUGGCCUCUGUCACCAGCAUGACGGGGCAACAGCAAGAUCAUUUAAGGACACGCUGGUGUCAGUUUACAGUUAGCUGGCCUCACUUUCACUGCCACCUGCUGGCUGUGAGGAGAGCAUGCAGCUUUCCUGAACACAGGGCUGAGUUUCCACAAAAAGCUGAGCAUUUUCUGAGAAUUCCCUCCGUCUCUUUUGCAACAGUCAGUGUAGCUUUUUACCAAGAUCAACACCGCUUACCGCUGACUGAGGGAGUCAGAUGACAGGUCUGAAAAGAGGAACGACUUAUUUCAGAGUUGUUGCCCCACAAAUCUAUUUUUGUAAAAAGGUCCCCUGUGGAGUUACAGUAAUUGUGAAAAAAAUCAGUUAGCUGUAGAAAUUUCCAAACACUGUUUAUUUACAAAGAGCUGUGUUUUUCAGAAUAAAACUUCAUCAUUUAUGUUGUGUAUUUAUUUAACUAUGUUUUGAAUAUGUAAGUGGCGAAGGUGCCAUUUUAAAGUAAGAGAAACCAUAUUCACAAAUGAGGGUUUUUAAAGGAAAUACGUUGUUAUUAUGGGUGAGUUUUUAUAAGAUUUUGAAAGACUUCUCAUACUGUUGCAGGGCUGAAUCUUUCUUUGUGACAAAAAUAGUUAAAAACAGAUUAAACUAUUCUGUGAAAUCAAUUCUAUAUCGUGGAUACUAUCCCUAUACUAUCCCUUUACACAGAGUCGGUCCAAGCCUCAAUGGGGCUCUAAGCAAAAUUAGAUUUUGGGGUCCUCUAUCUCUGCCAAUAAUAUUGAUUGUUGAUCAUUCACACACCUCCGAAAAUCUCUUUGAUUAACAUUCCCUGAAAUGCAAAAAUACCUUUAUCUUGGUGUUUUUUCUCUUCUUCCUAUUUCUUCUCUCUGCUCCUGAAGGAUAUGUCCUUAUUUGCGACAUUGUUUUGCCCCAAAACUACCUGCUCUUUGGAUGCUCAGUGCACAUUACGCAGCAGGAGAAACAUGACGGUAGCGAAGCUUUGACAUACCAGCAGUAAGAAUCAUAGGCCUACAUCAGCAGCUGCACUUAAAUGUUUUUACUUUAUUUUAUUUUUAUAAUAAUAUAUAUUUGAUCAUAAAGAAAGCAUCACUCACGCAUGCAAAAAACAAAAAAUAUUAUUAUUAUUAUUAUUAUUUAUUAAUUUUUUUAUCGCUCUCAGGGGGCCCCUAUUGGCCGCGGGGCCCUAAGCAGGCACUUAGUUCGCUUAUGCCUUGGGCCGGCUCUGCCUUUACACUAUAAAAUAGACCAACAUACUAAGAAAAUGUUUCAUUAUCAACUCUUUUGAGGGUUUUUUUUUUAUGGUAGGGGACUGAAGGUUCAGUUUUGUGAUACCUGACUGUGUUUGUUGUCCGUGUGCAUACAGGAAACCCAAAGGGAGUCAUGCUCACCCAUGGGAACGUGGUGGCAGAUUUCUCAGGCUUCCUCAAAGUGACAGACGUACGUGGCUUCCUGUUUUCUCUGCAAUGGUUAAUUUACCUCUUAUGUUGUGUUUACCUUUUCACCUCCUACAUGUUUCAUAUGUCUGUUUUUACUGUGGUCCUUUCCCAGUCUUGCAGCUUGUUUCUGUAUUUUCAGGGUGUCCCCGUGUUGCCUGAUCUCUUUUCAGGUCAUCUGAUUGUCUGUCUUCCCUUUUUUUUUUACCUGCAGAAAGUCAUCUUCCCCAACCAAGACGAUUGCCUCAUUUCCUUCCUGCCACUGGCUCACAUGUUUGAGAGACUGAUAGAGGUAAAUUUGGCUGACUUCAGAUCCGUGACCACAAGAAUGCAAUAAUUGUGUGCUAAUGAGUGCGAGCGGGGGAGGAUCUGUGUGACUUUGAAGGUGGGCGGUAGAGAUUAUUUAGUGUGUGGGAGGGAGGAAGUGACCAAGGGAGGGGGAGGAUCUGUUCUCCCUUUCCUUUCCUUAAGUUUCGUUUUCCAACUCGGAGUAGGAAUGCCUGGCGGGGUCCCUCCCACACACACGUACACUCAUACACAGUUAACCCUGUAAGCUCUGUAUUUGUGUUUGGUGGAAACUAUUGACUGAUCAUAUUUUUUAAGUAGGAGAGGAUAAAAAAUGAGACAUAUCAUGUUAGGGACCCUGUUUCAAAGGGGAGCAUUAAGGGCCUAUGUCCACUGACACAGCUUUUUGUGCUGUUACAGCUUGUAUUUUACAGGAAACCAGCAGUUUGGUGUUAUUAGUCCUCAAGAACACAGUCAACAUCAGCUGUUUUUUGUUACCGCACUCAGAGCGCUUUCAGAUGGACAAAGUUCAACUUGCGUAAAAACAACUGUACUUGUAAAUGUCACUUCUACCUUUGAGACCAGAAAUUACAUUUCUGAGUAUUUCUGCGUUCAAAUGUGUGAAUCUCUGGCAGACACAAGGAGAUUUCAUACAUCACAAAUCCAAGCUCCGCCCCCGGAGCCCCGCGAUGCAGGCCAGACUCGGAGAAAUAGAGAGGAUGAUUGCAGAACAAAACCGUACGGUAGCAGAUUGCAAGUUACUUAGCACAGAUGAACGUUAAAACAAAGACAUUUAGCAAACUGUUAAAGCACAAAAACCAUCGUCAUAUGAGAAAUCCGACGCUAUGACUCUCCACAAGUUGUCCUUCAGGUCGUUAUCUUUGUGAUAUUUGUGUUUUUUAUCAAAAAGCACUCUGUUCUCCGACACGUAAACAAUCAGCUGGUCGGCCAUGUUGGUCAGAAGAGGACACACAGUAUGCAAAACUUAAAAAUUAAAAAAUAAAUGCUGCAAUAUUGCAUGACGGGAAAACAUUACUGAUGUGAACGCUUGUAUUGACAGGAUACGGGUUUGGAAAAAAAUAUUGACGUCCGAAAUAAUCUCCUGAAAAAAAGCUCCUGGUGUGAAAGGACCUUUAGGCUGCAAGCUAGCGUAAAACGGAGUGUGCAGAGCGGCGCUGAUGCCGCCCACGGCUCAGAGGCGAAUUGCUAAUGAGCUACUGGAGCUCUGCAGAAGAAAAGCCCUUAAAAAUGACACAGUUAAUGCGAUUUUGGCCAAAAACUUAAUCACAAUUUAAAGACCACUGAGAACACUUUAACUUAUAACUUUAACUUACUCACUUUUACUGAAAAAAAAACCAUCGGAGUGGGACUUUAACAGUCCUACUAGGGAACGCAGAAACACCAUGGGACAACCAGCACUCUGAAACAGAGGUUGUGGGUGCUGGCUGCUUAAAAUUUAGCAAACACAGGCCCCCAGUGAAAGGGUGGGCUGUUAUUCCCAUAAGUGUCUGAACUUUUUAAAGAGUGCACUGUUCUGCUGUGAAAAAGCUCCUUCAUUUCUAAGUUUCAGUUUUACCCAAACACCAGAGUUCUGAGUAAUCCCACAGUACUGCUGCCAACGGGAAUUUUGCUGUAUGAGGGCUUUGUAGUAAAAUGUGCCCUUCUGUAAAAACCACAUGUAGAGACUUGCUAAUGUAUCCAAGAAGCCAGUUUCCUCCCCCAGAAACGUACAGAGUCUUGCACAAGAACUUUAAACUCGUGACACCACAGCAAAAAAAAAUAGUCCGAUCUAUUGGGUUGUUUGUGAGGGACGGACAUGAAUCAGCACUUGCAUUUAGUGAAAUCAUUUCCUCUAUUAGGCUUUUGUUUGCUUUUCUAACAGUGGAAAAAAAGUCCAAAAAAAAAGCCCAUCUGUUUUCAGGGUGUAAUACCUUAAACUGUGAGAGAACCAUGACUACAGCCAGCUUUUGUGUCUGUCAAGUGUCACUUAAAAAGAUAUAGGUUUGUGCAGGUCACAUGACUCUCCACAGCAUUUACAAACUAGAACAAAAAAAGGGAGGGGACAACAAAAUGCCCCAAGAUGAGGAUGAUUUCCCCUGGCUUCCCUGACGACUUUUCCAAUGACACAGAGGAAAACACACACACACACACAAUGAAGUCUACAUUUAACACUUGUUAGGAUUGCGUCAGAUAAUUUGGAGGGCCUGUCUAAAUCUGUCUCACACACACAGUGACAAAUAUCACAGUGGAAACAUGAGUUCUCCGGUUAAUUUUCCGGAGAUACACCCACCUUUCCUGUUUACUCGGAGGUCUGCAGUCCUCGCUAGAGUGGACAGCCCUGGUUAACAUUCGUUUUGACUCAGACUGGCCUGAUUGAUUUAAUCACUGGAAUUUCUGUACCCCCUCCCUGAAAAACUAUUUAGGCCAUCACUAAAACAAUCAUAUGAAUGGGAUAUUGUGGACUUGUUUCAAAGGAAAAGUUGCUGCGUUUGACCACUCGAGGUCAAAAUGAAGAGGCUUUUUAAAGUGAUCUUUGUUUACUGUGAGAUUAAACACAUUAAGAUAAAAAAAAAAAACACCUUCAAGAGUUUCCUAGCCAAGACGGAAAGUGUUGCAUUUAAUGAGGUUUCUAAUAAUCAACUAUAAUCAACUAUACAAAUACAGUUUAAAGUUAUAACCGUUUACGCUCUUUUUGGUUCCCACAUAUAUUUAUAUGCCCAGCUCAUAUGGGCUUACAUGACACUGUUAAUUCAGACAGUCCACGAUCAGAGCAUAUAAUAGAAUAGAAUAGAAUAGAAUAGAAUAUUCCUUUAUUGAUCCCCAUGGGGGAAUUUUUUUUUUGUCACAGCAGCAUCACAGACAAAGAGUGCAAAAAUGCAGUUAUAAAAAUAAAGACCCUUAUAUUAAGAACUUAAAUAAAUGUAAUAAUUAAGAAAAAAAUUUAAAAAAGGAAAAAGGGAGAAGGCCUGAUAUCAGGUCUCAUGAGUCUACUUGUACUGGCAGCAUAAGACAGAUACAAAACAUACACAAAUAUAUACAUACUCUAAUUUAAGAGGCUAUCCCGUCUCCUUUUCCAGGCUUUUGAGAGAAAACUAGCAAUCUUAAACACAUCAAAAUCCAGUUUUCCCACCACAUUAUUUUAGGCUUCUGACAACAGACUUCAUAAAACAAAACCCCUCUUAGUUCAUCAUAGUUUGUACAGUGAAAAAGGGAACCGAAACACGGUUUCCGUUUCACCCAGAUCACACGACUCAGCUACAGUAGUCUGUUUUCUUCAGGAAUAUUCUUGAACUGACCGACCUUGAUGGCCAGAGGAAGAACACCAGAUCUUAGCUGAGCGACUGAGGAGCUUUGGCUUUGAGAGAAAUUAGAUGUUACAUAUCAUUAAUUCAGGGUUAAAUUUCAGGGUUAAAAUGUUAAAAACAUGAUUAUUAUUCAUUUCAAAAUGGAUUACUGGAUAAAAGAUCAAAUAUUUCACAAAUCAACUACAUCAAUAAGUAUGACAUUACAGCCAGAUGUGUCUGCCUCUAUAUUGUUUAUCAUCACCUUGAAUUCCCCCAAUGAGUCCAGUCUAUUUAGCUUCAGCUCUUUUUGGUAUGUGCUCUAUAAAAAACUUAAACAGCUUUCCCUCGGUGUAGUUCAGACUUUAAAGAUAGUGCCGGGAUCAAGGAUUAUCAGUUCUUGAACUCUUCUGUCUGAAGGUAUGAAGGACGCAGACAUAACACUGUUGAUAUUGAUGGUUCAAGGUCACGAUCCUGAACAUUGUCUUUUCAUAUAUUUUUAUUUUGGCAUCCAUUUGAACAAAACAAGACCAUAGAGCAAAGUGAGACAGACUCUUUGUUGCAUUUUAUUCCUCCUGUAAAUAUCCGAUGUGUGUGGCUUCAUCUGUUCACUGUAGGUUUACUCAGCGCAUUAGUUUGUGUAAAGGAGGAUUUUUAAAUACAGAUAUACUAAGUUACAGAUCCACCUGUUGGACACACCACUUAGUUGUUAUUCUGGCAUUUCUUGCCAUCAUACCCAUUUGUAGUUUUGACAGCCUGGCUGCAACUUCACAAAAACUGUAAAUGGCUUUCACCAAAGUCAAACUUUCUAUCUUAAGGCGAAAGUUUGAUUCUUGAUGCUCUCCGGAUGUUACAUUUUACAACAAGAGCUGAUCACAUGAACUUGAAUUAUUCUGACUGCAGCAAAUAUUCACAUUCUGGUUCUCCUUGGUGUUGGUUUUUCUGCCACUUGAGUUUUUCUUCUGCUUUACAUCAGCAAUUUUCACUUCAUUCUUUUUUUUUUUAACCAAAUUACCACUAAAAAGACUGUGGGCACGGUUUUAGUACACAACCAUGAAUAAAACCCCAGCAUUAUCGAUCAAAAGACUCUUCUUGCUUACUUCAGGGCGUUUCAACCCUGAUCAAUGUCCAUUAAUGGGAAAAAAAAUGGAUAUCUAAUUUGAAAAGCGAAAAUAUGUGUCCUAAACCUGUAUUUCUUUUCUUGGUAUGCCUCCCUGAAUAGCUGCAGUGCUCUGCAAAUCUUCUGUAAUGUUUAUUUAUUGAUUGCAUCAUUCGGUUUGUACCUUCAACUGUGGGUAUUUUGUGCCAUGUGCAUAUCAUGAGUUGCAUCAGGUUAAACCAGCCCGGUUUGUUUGCCUGCAGUUGCAGAAUCAGCGUUGCCCGGGCUUUUAGAUUCAGACACAGGAAACCACCCAACUUCCCCAGCAGAUCAGCUCAGCAGGUCUCAGAGCAGAAACUACAGACACAAACACAAAACCACGCCACUCUGCGUUCAACACGCAAUGUGUCAAUCAAAGACAAAAAAAGGGGCGAGGAUUAAACUAAAUCUUCAGAUAGAUGUUGGAACAGGAAAAGAGACAAAUAUGGUGAAUUUCUCUGCAGCAAAAAGACACAGGAAGUUGAGGGCUAGUUCACCCUCGGUUCACAUUGAGGGCUCUAUUUUCGUGCCUCGCCGGAUACGUGCCGCAGGUGCGGCGUCAGUCAGGUCCGCCGCGCCGACAAGGCGUUCCCAAACACAAUUUGGUAUUUUGGUGAGCGGCGCAGCCUGGGGUAAGUAUCGCGCAUCGCGCUCUGUGGCCUGGCUCUUUCUUUCAUAGAUGUUGGCAUAUAAAAUAAAUUUGACUCACAAAACUGAAUAUUAUAAUAUCCGUAUGUCGGCUUAAAGUAAAUAACUCAUCUGAGCACUGAAACAAAUCAUCUGUUCAGGACAGAGAGAGGACACGGAGACAUGUCCAGGUCGAGCUGCGCGAGAAAUAAGAGGAAGAGGAAGAAAGAAAAGGAGGGAGACAAAUUAAAUAUCUUGUUAACUUCAUCAUGUGUGUAUAUUUACUAGAUAUUUAAUUUAAUGCGGUUUCAGCUGUGUAGAUUCGGUCAGGUUGUGUGUCCAAACGUGUGCCAAACGCGCUCAUCAGAUCAGAUAUAGAUCAGAAUAUAUCUAUAUAGAUCUAAAUAUAUGUGCUGACUCAGAUUAUUAGUUGUUGAUGAUUAUUUAUUGCACUGAAAUGUGCCUGAAACUGUGGAAAACUGCCUGUGAGGCAUCAGUGACGUAUGCCGAUACGCCGCCGGUCUACGCCCACUGAUUCUGUCGACACCUCCCCCUGCCACGCCACCACGCCCAGCUUGGCAGAUCUCGGUUCGCCUCCGUGCGCCUCAGUCCAUGAAAAUACCAAACUGGCUGUACGCUGGGCUCCGCCAGACGAAAAUACAACGGCGCGGGGUCCGCCACCCUCCGCCGCCUCACCGGCGUACACGAAAAUAGAGCCCUUAGUCUUUGCUCUGAUGUGUGAACAGAGGCGUGGCACGUGUGGAUUAAAAAAAUUACCUUUAUGUUGCAGUAAAACUCAGAAACUUCAGCUGUACUGAAGUUCGUGGUUCUCUAAUGUGAGUCAGAAAUGUAAAAUAUAACCAGCAGCACCACUUAGACAGUCUCUCCCUCCCUUUUGGGGGUGGAAGGUGGAUACUGAGGUUUCUAAAAAGGAGCAGUAGUGGUUUUCACACAUGACUUGUGAUCGUGAAUCAUUUUUCUUCUGCUGCUAAUUUGAGUCAAUCUUUUCUGAAGGCCUGCAGCACUUUCUCUCCCACAUAGACUUAGUACCAAAAGAGUUGUGCCUCCACAGGCAGAGGGAGAUGUUGCAAAACAAUCCGCAAGUUCAUCUCAGUUCGCACAUAGUUUUUUCAUCCAGUUCAAACAAGAAUUAAUUUGAAAUAAUAAAAUAAAACCUGCAAGGCAUUUCGCUGUUUAUCAUAUCGUAAAACAGAAAAAUGCGUGGGGGGUUCCUCUUUUAGUCAGUGGCACGAGAUUUACAAGUGUGGGAAUUAUGACCUUAACAGAAACUUGUGACUGAAUGGUCCCCACAUGACAUGAUUGAUCAAUGAUGCUUUUGUCCAUUUAUCAGAAAUGUACCUGUUUGUAAUGUGCCAUUCACAUUAAAUUAUUCACAUAAAACAUGAUUGGAACAUAUCCCAUGGUCUGUUUAAUGAAGACUUUAUACCAGUUCCCCAUUAAAGGGAUAUUCCGGCAUUAAAUUAAGUCAGGGUCAAACACACUGUAACACUGAGUUAGACACCCUCUCGAGAGAUGAAUGUUGCCGACCUUCUCUAGUUAUACCAACUCUAGUAACGACCGCCGAUAGCAAUACACAGCGGUCUGAGGAACCAUAAACAAACCUCAACCAAAACGCCACUCUAUAGCCACAAAUAAUGCUCAGAACAGCACCUAACUUCAUCAACAGUACAUAUAGGGUCCCAGCCAUAGUACUAGCCACCAAACAUCUUUUUAACUUUGUCUAAUUUCUUUCACAAAGAGACUAAACACAACUCACCUUCUCUCACCCAGCAGCCGUUUGUUUUUAGCGGCCAGUCCAUUACGGAUUAGCUCAAGGAGGAACAUUUAUGAUCAUUACUUCAUGGAAAUGCAAUACAGACCGAGACUCUAAGGCAGAAGAACUACCGCGUCUGCGGUGCAAAAUUAUUAAUAUGGUGAUUAUUACUUCAAGGAAAUGAUAAAGAAAUGAUCAUAAAUGUUCUUCCUUGAGCUGCGUCACCCCACAGCAGUCCGUAAUGGACUGGCCUGAGGUCUCCCUACAAACAAGCGGCUGCUGGAAGAGAGUAGGUGAGUUGUGUUUAGUCUCUUUGCUAAAGAAAUAAGGCAAAGUCAAAAAGAUGUUCGGUGGCUAGUACUAUGGCUAGGACCCUGUAUGAACUGUUGAUGAAGUUAGGUGCUGUUCUGAGCAUUAUUUUUGGCUAUAGAGUGGCGUUUUGGUUGAGGUUUAUAUAUGGCUCCUGAGACCGCUGUGUAUUGCUAUCGUGCGGUCGUUACUAAAGUUGGUAUAACUAGAGAAGCAAGCGGUCAGCAACAUUCAUCUCUUGACAGGGUGUCUAAACUCAGUGUUACAGUGUGUUUGACCCUAAAUUAAUCUUACGGCGGAAUAUUCCUUUAAGAUUGCUUUUUCAAUAUCUUUUGAACACACGACACUUACAGUAUGUUCAAAUGCAAAAUAUAAAGAUCCAGUGGGACCCCCCUGCUUUUGUUGCAUACAUUACACAGCCUAACCUUAGUUGCCACCACAACCUUAACAACGUUGCCACGUGGUUGUCGACAACACAAAAACUAUCCACCCGAUCAUUUGGCGCCUCAUGACCCCUUUUUUCUGAGCGUGGAGUUAAAGAGACAGUAAGCGUCAUCACAUUAACAGGGUUAUCGGGUGGGCAUUUCCCCUCAUUUGGACUUCGCCUCCUUAAACGAACCUCUACCCACCAACUUUCUCUGCCCAUCAAACUGAAUUUCUCUGAUUUAUGGAAGUGAAAAACUAUUUGGUAUUAUCCCUUCCCAGUUCUUGAGAUUUUUAAACCAAAAAAACCCCACCAAAACGCUAACAGAGCCAUGCUCACUUUCUGUGUGUCCUUUUUCAGUCUGUGGUGUAUUGUCAUGGAGGUCGGAUCGGGUUCUAUCAGGGUGAUAUCCGUCUACUCCCUGAUGACAUGAAGGCCCUGCGGCCGACCAUCUUCCCCGUGGUGCCUCGACUGCUCAACCGGAUGUAUGACAAGGUGAGUGAAAAAAUAUUGCAAAAUACCUGUUCUCUUGGAUUAGUGAACUGUUUUUUUCUAGCACUGAUCCCCCUAAUUGAUUCUCGAGAAAAACCAAACCAUCCGUGGGUGUAAGUUUUGGAUACCAAAACUUACACCCACGGAUGGUUUGGUGGCAAGGAUUUGUGGUUAGACUGUGUAAUUAUCUCAUUUUUCUGCCUGUAUGAGUCACUUUAGUAAAUCUGGCAUGCACCACUGUAGUACUGUGGAUUUAAGGACUGAGUGAAAGGCUCACCAUGACUAAUCCUCCUUUAUAACUCAGGUUUCGUCAGAAGUGUCUAUUGCAUAAUCCUUAAAUAGUACCAGACUUUUUCCCGAGAAUCACUUGAGGAGAACAAUGGUGUGUUUUUUUUUUAUGCUGUCUGAUCAUCAGGGACAUAUUUGCUGAUACAUGAACUGAGAGCAAUUGAAUUGAAUUGAAUUUUUGUGUUUAUAAACCAUGCCUUUUAGCAAACAUGUUUUCAAAUCUCUCACAAAGUUGAGGUUUUAACUAUUAAUCUCUAAACUUGGGUUUAUAUUAGGUUUAAUUUGUUUUUUAAAACGUGUUUUAUGCUCUACAUCAUUUUUUUAAAUCUUUGUUCAAGUUAAUUUGAUUGUCUUUUUCUCUUCUGCAGAUCUUCAGCCAGGCUAACACCCCGUUGAAACGUUGGCUGCUGAACUUUGCUGCGAAGAGAAAAGGUGCAGAGGUCAGCAGUGGGAUCAUUCGCAGCGACAGCAUCUGGGACAAAAUCUUCUUCAGUAAGAUUCAGGUAAUCACAACGUUGGUGACACAAGUUCAUGUCAUUGUGCUGUGAUUAUUUGUAAUGUUUUUUUAUACAGUAUAUUGCACAAGAGCAUCUCAACAUGGUGACAAAACAAUCAAUUUAAAAAAAAAGGUGUAGUCAUAUUUACUCUGCAUAUUUAAUGAUUGCAUUUUAAGUGACCUGUGACAAUUAAAGUGACUUAAAUCUCCAGUUAGGAGUUUUUAACUGGUUAUGAAACAGAAUGAAAUGAACGGUCCAGCUUUUUAUGACUGAGAAUAGUAAAUGAGACUGUCAGCAACAAGACUGACUACUUUUCCAUUAAAAGCGGCGAGCACACUGAGAAAAUGGCUUUUUCCCGGUGAGUGAAAUGUUUAUAUUUUCAAAGACAGCAGGUGGAACAUAAGCAGAACAUCUGCAAACAGCUAAGAGGCAUUCCUUUGUCCACAGGGGGCGCCAAAAUCAACACCAAAAAAAAAACUCCUUACAGGAGCUUUUAAGCCCCGACCGUUUUCCUAUGGUUUUGUUUCUUUUCUGGAACAAUAUUUCUCUAAAUCAGUAAUCCUUUGUGACUGAAAGUGUCCUAAUUUGAAUACAAGAAAUAAAAGUACUUUUCUGUGAGGAUUCUGUUUUAAAAUGGUAUUUUGGUUAGAUUUAGGGUGACGGAAAGACCCAACAAGUUUCAUCAGAUUCUUGUUGAAAUAAACCAAAACAUUAAUAGCACACAAGAAUCAAGAAAACAUAAGACAGCUAAAAACUUAGUAUGUUUCUUAAUUUUGGACUUAUUGCUCUUUAAAAAAAACUUUGCACGUUCUACAAAGGUCAUUUCAAAAAUGAAUUCCUCUUUUUAAAAAAUGAUUUCUUUAUUGUUGUCAUAAGGGAAUCAGAAAAAUAGACCCCUCUGUUUCAUUAAUAUUGUGCUGUCACACUACAGGCCAGCCUGGGAGGACGGCUGAGGAUGAUUAUAACAGGAGCAGCUCCUACCUCACCCAGUGUGCUGGGAUUUCUCAGAGCCGCUCUGGGGUGCCAGGUCAGAGACGACGGUUAUACAUACAGUAUAUAUACACACACACACACACACACAUGUUUAUACUACUACUCCACAGGGAUCUUAUUCAGUGAUUUUACUGACCAAAGCCCUUACCUUUACCAAAAUCCAACUCAACAACCAUAACACAGAUACACAGGCCCCUCAGUGGCACUUUAACACUUAUAACUGAAGUGUGUGGAUGCACUGAAAUCACACAGCCCUCUCACCAUUAUCUGUGCCUGUGCAGGUGUACGAGGCGUAUGGGCAGACUGAGUGCACGGCUGGCUGCACCUUUACCACACCUGGAGACUGGACCCAAGGUGAGAACAUCUCUACCACUUCCUGACUGUGAGAACUUGUCAUUUUGACCCAGGGCUAAACUUCUUUUGCGCUACCAUGUUUAUUUGUCUGUGAAAAUAUACUUUUAAGAUACCUUAAUGACACAACACAUUUGUGGCCGCUCAGCUGCUUUCUCUUUGGUUUCUCUGCGAGUCUGUAAACAGUCAUUUAAAUUUAUUUUAAAAGUGAGCGAUUGUGCAAAAACAAGUGGCAGAUUUGUUGAAUUUCACUUUUUCUUGCUCUGUCCCUCUGAUUAGGUCAUGUUGGGGCCCCACUGCCCUGCAAUCUCAUUCGACUGGUGGAUGUUCCUGAAAAAAACUACUUUGCCUCUAAGGGGGAGGGAGAGGUGAGAAAUAGAGAUUACUUAUGUGCCAUAAAUAUGGAUUUGUUUGUGUUUGUCAUUUGAGGUGCUUUAAAUUAGUCAUACCUGUCUGAAUCUAUAACAGGAGACAAGGGUUUCAGAAUAAAGCUUUUGCAUCACUACAUGUUAUCAGCCAACCUUUGCUUGCUUCUUAGUAAACCAGCUCUAUAAAGGCCAUGAUAAGAAAGUACAAUAUCUCUCCCCGUUGGUGGAGUACUGUUUAGUUUUUAUGUUUGGACCCAGCUCGUCAACUCUCAGCUCCUCCUGCACAGAUAUCCUCUCAAAUUAGUUUUUUUUUUUAUCAUUUUGUAAGAAGCACUUUAGUGGCUCCAGCCUCAAACUUUCCCCUCAGGUUCAACUUCUCACUCCCACACUGUGGACUUUUGCUGCCACCUGCUGGUUUAAGGAGUGUAAUGUGUUAUGGGCGUAUGAUUGCUCCCCGAGCAGCUCCUGUUUCUUGUACAGAAUAAGGGCAGUUUCAGUCGAAUGCUGCAUGUUUAUUCUUACCUUGACCAUUUAAAAUAUUUUGUGUGUUUCAAACUUUUUUUACUUGAAUUUUAUUUAGUAAUUUUUUGCUGUCCUCCUGUGGAGAGUGGUGGAGUGGUGUCUUUGCACCCUAAGUUGACUUGCUGCCACUACAUUUACCCUCUUUAAUUUAGACUCUAUUCUCCUGUCCAGAUUUGUGUGAAGGGACCAAACGUGUUUAAGGGCUACCUCAAAGACCCAGAGAGGACGGCCGAAACACUGGAUCCAGAUGGCUGGCUUCACACCGGAGACAUUGGACAGUGGUUACCUGUAUGUCCACUCCAUUAUUAAAACAUUAAGCUACCAUAUGUGUUGAAAUAAAUUAAUUUAAACUUAUUUUUAUUCCUGUUUUUAGAAUGGCACACUGAAGAUUAUUGACAGGAAGAAGCACAUCUUCAAGCUGGCUCAGGGCGAGUACAUCUCCCCUGAGAAGAUCGAGAACAUCUACAUUAGGAGUGAACCUGUGGCCCAGCUGUAUGUUCACGGGGAUAGUCUGCAGGUAAAACAUGAUCAGCCUCAUAAUGUUCCUUAGACUUUAGACGUACAUUUAUCUAAUCCUAAGUAACAUCAUUUGCAAUUAUCUAUCUGGUGCUGAGUUUUAAGCCAAGUAAUGAAACAGCCAAAUAAAUUCAUCCCCUUUUGUCUUUUCAGUCCUGUUUGGUGGGAAUUGUGGUCCCUGAUCCUGAAGUCAUGCCUGAAUGGGCCAAGAAAAAAGGCAUUUUAGGCACAUACAAGGACCUCUGUAAAAACACAGUAGGUGACACACAAACCAAGUUUGAGUUAGGACAAAAAGAAGCUGAAACUCAAGGGAAGUUCUCUUGGAUAUGAAAUCUUAUUUUUUUUUGUAAACAGGUGCUGAAGAAAGCAGUCCUUGAAGAUUUGGUGCGUCUUGGCAAGGCCAGUGGUCUUCACUCAUUUGAACAGGUAUUCAUGCAAAAGAAUUGCUUACUCAGGCAUCUGUUCAACUGACAGUUAUCAAUCCAGGCGUUGCUAUAUCAUUGUUAUAUUUCUAUCUCAAGAGUAACCCCAUGAAUGUUGGAACCAAACAACAUGGCUUUUUUUUCCUCUUUACUCCUCAAGGUGAAGAACAUCUACAUCCACAACGAGAUGUUCUCCAUCCAAAACGGCCUCCUGACUCCGACUCUGAAGGCCAAGAGACCAGAGCUGAAGGAGUUCUUCAAGGAGAAGAUCGACCAGCUCUACAGCAGCAUCUCCAUGUGAGCUCUACAGCAGAAUCUCCAUGUGAAGGCUGGCAGACCUUAUUUUCCUGCAAGCAUCUUAAUACUAAGUUCUGCUUUGACCAUUGACCUGCAGUGGGACAAAGAUACAACACCUUAGAAGUAAAAUGCUUAAGGAGAGAAAGCGAAGUCUGGCCCUUUAACAGAAGAUUUAAAAUGCAUAAACACACAAAGUGAAAUACUAUACACAUCACUGAUACCCUUGUAAUGGAAACAUUUUUUGGACCACAUUUAUGUUUAUUAGGUUUACCAGAACAUAAACCAUAACUGCUGUUGCAUUUCAGCAUUGUCCAACAGAGGGCAGCAAAGUACCAACUCUGGUGAAUACAUGGAAUUAUCUUUACUUUUCAAAAACACCUUCUCUCAUUUAUUCUUAUUACAAACACAAAACAAAGCCAAAAAGCAGAGCAAAUAACUGUCCAAUCAAAGCUCUAGAGGUAAGGAAGGCGGGGCUCAACCUUUUUCUUUUCCUGUUUUAUGGUUUGACCUCAAUGCAGCAUUAAAAAUUUCAGUCAUAAUGAAAACAUUUCUUUUUCCUUGAAGGAAAAAGCUAAAUGUAUUUUUCUGUAAAUGCAAACAAAGAAAUGACUUGUAGUAUAAUGUGUAUUUUAUUUCACCUUCUUCCUUUUUCUAUUUGUGCAUUUUAAACCUUCUUCACAUCACUUCCUGCUAUUCGUCCAAACAAACCUACAAAAUGCCCCAUCCCCUGCACCAGACACUCAUCUGCACUCUUGCUUUUAUUGACCCAUUCCUAAUUUCUGUUGAUUUGCUUAUCAUCUCGCCUCAAUAGGUUUAAGCCCACCUGUCAAAACACAACAAGAGUCCACAUUUGGGCGACAGCAAGCAUGAUGUCUUUGUGUUUAGCGUAGCUCCAGGAGAUGUCUAGAGCUGUGAUCAUGCUGACACCUUGUGGAAAUCAACUUAAUCUUCAACUGCAAAUCGUUUAUUUUCAUAAAAUGAACAUCAAGCUGUGAUUGAACUUCUACUCAACCCAGACAUCAUGCAUUUCGACCAAAAACAUGUAUCUGUUUAAGGUCUAAAUGAUAUAAAAAGGUAGGGGGAAUUGCGGCUCCUGCCUUUCAAACAACUGCUGUCUACACUGUUCCAUGUGGAGCAUCUGAAUGUUUGAGCCACCUCAGCACAGGCCAUGCAUUUACUCAUUUACAAAGUCAUCUCUACGUGGCUCUGAUCAGCAAUUGAGCAUGCAUGCUCCUUGUUUAUAUGGGAACUGGCUGCACUGUAACAAUCAUUAGAGAUCACACCUUGCAGUUGGUUCCUCACCCCCAUCUUUGCACAAAUAGUGUGUCAGGUAACAGUAAAAAAGAAAUAAUGCAAAACCAGUGCUCAGGGCAAUGCAUGCAUUUUGCCCUGCACUGCUGGGAUGGAUUGCAUUUGAUUUGAAAAAGAUUAUUUUUGUGGCCAUUUAAAGCAGGAUUUAUGCAGCUGCCCACAGCCACUGCAGCUAGUAUAAGGCUCUGUAAUGUAUGUAGGUAAAGCUGAUGGAUUUCACUCACUGAAGGAAAAUAGAACAACCAUCAACUUUUAAACAAAAGAACAACAUGAUUUUUGAGGGUUUCCACGUAGAGGUAAUGUAUAGGCUUUUUAAGUUGAUUACUGUCCCAAAGCAUAAACAAUGUGGAUGUACAUAAAUGACGACAGCUAGAUGUACGCAUAUUUAUUAAAUCAAUGGUUUGAAUGGAUUUUUUUCUCUCUUUUUGCGUGUAGUGAGAUGAAUUGUACUUAUUUAUUUAUCUAUUCUGCUGUAAAAUGGAAUCAGCACCAUAUCCUUGUAAUGAUUGAGUGCAGCAAUAGGGAAGAGGGAGGGAGGGCGAUAGGAUACGGGCAACGAAAUAAAAAAUACUCUGGAAUGAUUUUAAA
This is a messenger RNA of Xyrichtys novacula (pearly razorfish), 51117 nucleotides long. The record is from the annotation of a GenBank genome assembly. NCBI's taxonomy places the organism in Eukaryota, Metazoa, Chordata, Actinopteri, Labriformes, Labridae.